CCUCUCUCAGACGGUCCUAGCUAGGAGGAGUCAGUGUGUGAUACAGCUGCUGCGGCCUGUCCGUCCCGCUACCAUAGGCUCACUGAGGUCAAUGGUAAGUGGGGGGACCUGCAGCAGACCCGACGCGAUGUGUCACCGUGGAGCGAAUAGCGUCACGUAGACCCGCAAAGAGCGCUUCACAGAGCUGGAGGUGGUGCUGCAGCCCGAGCGCAGGAAGGGGCUGAUAGAAGCGGCGCACACCGGGGCGGGAGGGGAGCACCUGACCCGGCAUCAGACAUGGCACAACCUGUCCCAGACCUACUGGUGGAGGGGUGAGAGCACAGAGCACAUUGGGGAGUGGGGAAAGGCCUCCUGUAUUACACAGAUAUCCCAAGGUGACUCUUCCAGCAUGUGUCUAUUAAAUUUAUUUUAAUUUUCAUUCAUGUUAAAUACAUUUUAUUCCACUUGUCACCAAUUCAUUAUCUGUAUGGAUAGUAUCUUAUAAAAUGCACAUUGUGUCAGAUUUAUCACAGCAAAGCAGUUGCUAGUUUGGUGUAAAGUACUAAAUGUUGAGGUAUACUGUUGGUUUCCAUGGUGAUUGCUCCUUAUUUAGCACUGUACAAUUAGAAUAGAACAUGCUUUUGCUUUGAAAAAUAUGGGGCUGUAUAACUGUAAGACCCUUGUAAACCGAUCAGCUGACACUCUUUGCUAUUUAAUUCUCUCCAGAGUUGGACAAAAUCGAUAUUGCCAAACGGAAUGAGGAACAUCCAAUCUAAUGAUAUCUGUGAAUAAGGGUUUGAACCCAAGUCAAAUCUCUAAAAUGCUGUAUUUAUUAUUGGAAUGCUUGUUACUGGGGACACUGAUUUUUCUAGUCGCUCGCUAUUCAUUACCUUUUAUUUAACCUGAUUUUAUUUUCUCUUCUGUAAACCAGUGAAAUAAAAUUAAAGAAAAAAAAAUUCACAGUGGAGUAGGAGACUCAUGGCUAUGUACUCACUACAGUGCACUGUAGAGGUUAUGGUGCUUAGAGUUUCUAUUUAAGAUAAAGCUUGCCCUUAGUAUAUCUUUUUUGGUCCUUAACCACGGUUUUUAAUUUUUAUCUACAUUGUUAUGCAAUUUACACACAGGUUUAAAGAAACAAUUAUUAUUCUUUAUAUAGCGCCAACAUAUUCCGCAAUGCUUUACAAUGAUAGAAAGGGGGAUAUAUAGUGAAGAACGCACUGCUUCUGUUUUGCCCAAGGACAUUUACUGGCGAGGUGGUCUGACCUGGAUUCGAACCCAGCUUUCUUAGUUCCUAGUUACCAUGCUCUUCUAGGUUGAAGGAGCACUAUAGUGUCAGGAAUGCAAACAUGUAUUCCUGAUACUAUAGUAAUAAAAUAAGUUUAGGUUGGCGGUCCUAAGAUUUAAUGGUAAAUUUACUCACCGUUUCCCAACACUGUGCUGGUCUCCUUGCAGCUGGCUCUGCCUCCUUGGCUGAGCUCAAACUUGAUAAUCUCAGCCUAUCUAAUGCUUUCCUACAGGAAAGCGUUGGGAGGCUUUGGCACAUGCGCAGCAAAACGCAGCACUGCAUCAAUUAGGAUAUCCUCAUAGGGAUGCAUUUAAUCAGUGCAUGCAGAGCGUGGAGAGACUGAAGGUCAUGACCCAGGAAGAACCUCUAGUGGCCAUCUGAGGGCCUGCCACUAGAGGUGUUACUAGGCAGUAAUGUAAACCCUGUCUUUUCUCUGGACAGGCUGUGUUUACAUUAAAAAGCCUGCAAGGACAGGCUAUAGACACCAGAACCACUACAUUAAAGCGACACUGUAGGCACUCAGACCACUUCAGCUUAUUGAAGUGGUCUGGGUGCACUGUCCCAUCACCUUUAACCCUGAGCAUGUAAUUAUUGCAGAUUUUAAUAAAUUCUGCAACAAAUACCUGCUAGGGUUAACUCCUCCUCUAGUGACUGUCUACCAGAUACUAGAGGAACUUCCGAGUGCUUAAACGACCCCUUAAACAGUCACACACGCUCAGUUACAGGCAGACAGUCACAGAGCCAAACACACAGUUAAAAGCAGAUAGUCACACACAGUUACAGGCACACAAUCACGAACAGUUACAGGCACACAGUUACAGGCACACAAUCAAAAGCAGACAGUCACACAUACUUCAUUUAAAGCAGACAGUCAUACACACUCGGUUAAAGGCAUGCAGGCACUCACGCUGAUAGGCACACACACAAAGUUAAAGGCAGGUAGUCACACAUACAGGCACACACAACGGCACAGCUACAGCGACACACACAAUUGGAGUCACAGACACACAGGGAGGCAGUCACACAGACGCGCAGAAAUACACAGGCGCACACACAGGCAGACUGUCACACACCGGCAGAAAGUCACAUACACACAGGGAGGCAGUCACACACACAGGCAGGCAGACAGGCAGACAGUCAAACACACAGGCAAACAGUCACACAUAGGCAGUCAGACAGUCACACACACAGGCAGUCAGUUACACAGACAGACUGUCACACAGGCAAACAGUCACACAGUCACACACAGGCAGACACGCACACACUUACCUCUUGCCAUUAUGGCUGGAAGGGGGAGUGGAUGCAGUCGGAUGAUGGGGAAGCAGGACUCCUUCCUUCUUCCUGUACCGGAGUUACCAGGGGCCUUGGGUAUGUAUUAGCCCCGCCUCUGCCUCCAUGUAAGCCCCGCCUCCUGAUAAGCCCCGCCCCUCCACCUCAAAUUUAAAAAAAAUGUUUUUAUAGACCCGGGUGGAGAAUAAUUAAUCCUCCACCUGGGUACCUGCUUUAGGUCUCCUGACACUGGCCAUGUGCGAGCUGUCGGUGGCAUGGCACCCUGUGCGGCCGCACAGCUCGCACACCCCUAAGGCCUGCCCUGAUUAGGUCCCCCCUGCCGGCUGAUGUUGGCAGGUUAAAAGUGCGGGCGGAGCCUGACCCAGUGCCGAGGGAGAUUGGCGCUGUAUUAAGGUAAGUGACUAAAAUGUUUUAACCCCUUCAGCAUCGCGGGAGGGGGGUACUGUAGGAACCUAUAGUGCCAGGAAAACGGCUUUGUUUUCCUGGCACUAUAGAAUCUAGUAUGUAGUUGUUCUGGUUACUGUAGUGUCCCUUUGAAACAGCCAAACUGAAAACAUAGAUGACUUGGGGAAUAUUUCCAUUUCAACCAUUUUAGCCUAAAACCUGAAAUUCCCAACAAUUCAUUCUCUCGGAAGACGUUCACUAAACUCUGAAGUCUAAUGAAUUAACAUCUGAAUUGCAUAAUUGAGACUAAUGUAGAUGUGUUGAAAAUUUUUUUGAUUAAAGGAUCACUAUAGUGUCAGGAAAACAAAGCUAGAGGCCACUAGAGGCUGGAUUAACCCCAAUGUAAACAUAGCAGUUUCUCUGAAACUGCUAUGUUUGCAUCUGAAGGAUUAAAACCUGAGGGACCUGGCACCCAGACCACUUCAUUGAGCUGAAGUGAUCUGGGUGUCUAUAGUGUCCCUUUUAAAUAUUGCAGAUCCAUUUACAAUUAACUACAGUUUGGUAUUUAGUGAAUAAACAUCUAAUUUUCUAGAGCAAUUCAGAAACCUUAAUCUAAAUUUAGAAAUGUAUCCUCCAGGUUACUCCAUACAACCCUUGACUAAAAAGUAAGUACAUGACAAUUCACUUGCUAGUUAAUAACCCUGAUAGGUGCCAGCCAAAUUACAGAAGUUGUAAAUCUCUUAAUUUUUGUGCCAGGAGUACAAGGUUACUCUGCUUUGAAAUGUAGAAAAAUAGAAUCGGAGACACAAGAUUUUUUUUUUUUUUUUUUGAAGCAUUUGUUAAUUUGCUUCCUUCAGAAAAGUCACUGCCGGAAGUGUAUGCUUCCAUUUAAUUAUUUUAAUAAAAAAAAUGUUUUGAUGCCUUUACUGUCCCUUUAUAUUGUGAUUUGUAAACAUAAAGACUCUUUCUUGUUAUAACUUAAGUUAAAGAUGCUCAUUGUACUUAGAUUUGCAGAAUGACAAAAGGAUUAAGGUAUUUUUCUGAACUUUGUACCACAAGGCGGGGUGGGGGAUUUCCUGUAGUGUAACUGAAAAUGAAGCAGUAGUUUAUUCACCGUUUGAGUGCUGUAUAUAUUAGGGUUAUUCACUAAAGUGACAAUUUAAUGUAAAUUUAAAAUUUAAGCCCAAAAUAGCUGAAUUAGAAAAAAUCCAUAAGUAAGACAUCUCUCCACUUUCUAAAACACACUUUGAAUUCUCACUUUAGUGAAUAACCUUGAAAAUAUGUAACAUUAAAAAAGCUAUAAACAUAUUCCAUUGUAAAUAAUAUUUUGGGUGCAAAAAAACCCAUUAAAUUGACUUUGGUUGGUAGGAUUAAAAUGUAUUCUUUGGGAAAUAUAUAAAAAUCCAGAUACAACCAUACACGUAGUGACUGUUUUAUUUUGUUGAUGUUAAAACACCAAAUUUGAAGCUAUUUAUUUUGGUUAACAUUGUAACUUUUUGUUCUCACAGUAUAAUGAAUGAACGUGAUUGGAAUGCGUUGGGUCAAUUUGACCUACAAUGAAUGUGCCACGCGUAUCCAUAUGUAUUAUGUGGAUAUGGAAGAGACUGCUGGAAAAUGUGGUGCUCGUUCUUCAGACUCCAGAUAAUCUUUGUGAUUCUGACUGGGUUAGCCGUGCUCGUAUUAGUUAACAACAUCCACCUAGUAGAGGUAAGUUAUAAUCUUAAAGAGUUCAACUUUGAAUAAUCCUAUUUCUUUACUACAGACCCAAAGGUAUUGUGUAGUUUUCAAUGUCAUAUUGAAAUCAUGGUGUGGGGGCGGAGCCUGACUGCCAUUCUUGCCUAAAUCGACGACUUGCGGCCCACAAUUACAGACAUCAGGCAGCCAAUGCUGGUCGGUAACCAAGUGGACCCCUCGGUGGCUGUUCUUGCUGUUCCUCUUACCAAGUUCGGCGGAUCUUGUUGGGGACUGACCUGCGGCCUAGCAGGGGCCUACGCACGGACGAGGUGAGGGAAUCGGCUGAUCCCUCUACCUUCUGGCAACAAUACAGCUCGGAGUCUCUCCACUAUCUCCCCUUCUCCCACCUCCCCUACCGGUGAGAGAUAUCCCUAUAAUCAUUACCUGUGCUGCGGUGACAGCCUUUCAGCAGUACCCUCUCGACUACAGCCCUCCUGCCUCCUACACAAUGGCGGACGCCACAUGUGAACUCACACUACGAAAUCUGAAGCCUUCAGUCAUGGGAAAAAAAGGCACAGACUGUUUGCAGACUUUUGGUCAAGGCUCGCCUGUCUCAUGGAAACUCCGGUGGAGAUUCAGAAGGCACCUACCCUGCCUCAGUCAACUCAGCAAAGUGUACCUCUACCUUAUGAUGGAGGUACCUUCAAGAUGGCUCCUAACUUGACUACACCAAAGCGACAGCCGCGGAAACCGCACUACCAGCAGAGGAGGCGAGUUGUGGACUGACGUCCUGCCCGCCGCUGUCGUGGAGUGCCGAGUGCCACUAUACACAGAGUGUCAGUACUAAGCUACAUGAAGAGACCACUACAGUCACCUCUGAGCUGCUCCUCAUGAUCCCUGUGGCUGGGUAUCUCCUCACCAAGUGAGCGUGUAGCCCCCUGGCGAGUCACUUCCAUGCUGGACAGUGAUGUAUACUCUGUGGGCAUAGGCAUAAAGGGGUUAAUUCAGUGGGCAUGUAUUCCUGAGGUCCUGUCUCUACAUUCUACACCCCCUGGGACAUUUUCACUGUAGGUAGACACAUAUGCUUCUGAUACUCACCUCUUGCAUGUUUUCAGUUAUAUUUUAGUUUAAUUUACAUGUACAAGCUUAUACCAUGCUAUAUAAUUUCUUCUUUAUUGAGUUCUAAGCAACUUACUUUUUCUUGCAACCUAUAAUUUAAAAAUAGUGCAGUAAUCUUGACAUGCAUUGCUAAACCUCUCUAACACUCCACACUGUUGAAAUAUGACAAGUCUAUGCAGUGGUGUACACACGAUCCAUGGGGCCCCGGUGCGAAAAUCGAUCAAUGGGCCCCACUCCCCCCCUCGGCGCUUACUCUGCGCGGGCCGGGGCCGCUACACAUGGAGGCGGGCACGCAGUGUGCACGAUACACAUACGCUUAAAGGACCACUUAGGCACUCGGAUCACUUCAGCUCAAUGAAGUGGUCUGGGUGCCAGGUCCCUCUAGUUUUAACCCUGCAGCUGAAAACAUAGCAGUUUUUAGAGAAACUGCUAUGUUUCACAGAGGGUUAAUCCAGCCUCUACUAGCUGUCUCACUGACAGCCGCUAGAGACGCUUCCGCGAUUCCUCUGGACGUCCAUAGGAAAGCAUUGAGUAAUGCUUUCCUAUGGGCGGUUUGAAUGCGUGUGCGGCUCUUGGAGCAUUUGGAGCUGAGAGGCGGAUCAGGGCGGAGAGAUCCCCAGCGCCAAGUGCUAAAGGGGUUUUAACCAAACACACACACUCUCACGAACAGACGUAUACACACUAGCUAACAGACACACAAAUUUACUGACAGACACACAUACACACUCACUUACAAAACAUACUCUCACGAACAGACGCAUACACACUAGCUAACAGACACACACAGUAACAGACACACAAACUAACAUACUCAGUGACACACACUAACAGACACACAGUAACACACUCACUGACACACUCAUAUUUUUUAUUUUUUUUAAUUUAAUCCCCAGCCUCCUUACCUUUGGGAGUGCUGAGGGGAUUCCCUGGGGUCCAGUGGGGCUGCCCGGCGGCCGGUCCUGCAGGUGGCAAGGGAGCAUUCUCCCCUGAGCGCUCUCUGCCCAGCUCCCUCGUGUACCACUUACUGAUGCAGGAGCCGGAAUGAUGUCAUCUUCCGGCACCGGCAUCAGUGCUGUGUGCGUGAGGGAGAUGGGCAGAGAGCGCUCAGGGGAGAAUGCUCCCUUGCGCGCCCGCCAGCCAGCAAAGUGAAGCCACUGCCAGCCUCGGGGGGGCCCCAGGAGAGGAGGCUGGCAAAAUGUGGCCACACUGUCGUACAUACUGGGUCGCAGGGCGGCCAGGUCUCCUGGAGGCCCGGGCCUGGUCGCAGCCGCGACCCCUGCGACCGCGGUAUGUACGUCAAUGUGUCUAUGCAUAUCUGUGAUAUUGAAAAUGCACUUCAAAAAUAAGAAUGAAAAAAAAAAAAAAAAGGAAUCAUGGUGUCACCUGUGGUAAAAUUUGAGUCUGUUUUGAGUGUGAUUUACUUUACUUUACUUACUUUUAAAUGGACAUAGGUAUUUGGGAUUGUGUGCAGGUAACUUUUUUGUUAAUUUCUUAUAUACAUUUGUCUGAUGAAUAAACACUGGCUGUCCAAGAUUAGUGUCUGUUUGAGCACAGGGCUAUUUAUUAAAAAAAAAAAAUAAUCUUAAUUUCUUAUAUUUCUUUCCAUUUUCUGUUCAUAUUUUUGUGGUGUGGGUACCACUUCAAAGUAUAGCGGUAUAUGCAUUCAUAAUUUCAUAUGUCCACAGUUAUUUUUUAUAAAUAUAAUUAUCAUAAAGCUUUUGGGCAGUGUGAGGUUAGCAGACAAUUAUAUCUCAGCGCCAAAGCCAUUUGGUGUUAAUGAAGUGGUAUUGUUGUGUAGACCAUGUCCCUUUUUCUGGAAAUGUGUAAAGCAUUGUUUUCAGGCAAACCGCAAUGUUUACAUUUGCCCAUAAACAUGCCUCUAGUUAGCCAUUUAUGGUAAUAUGUUACAAGGCAACCAUGACCUUAAUCAAGCCAUAACAUCACAAUAAACCGUAUUUUUAAUAAAAGAAUCAUCAAGUGGCAUUAUGCAUAAUUGCAAAAAAAAAAAAAGCAAAACCGUAAUAUUCCUAGGAAACACUUUAACAUUAAAAAAAUAUAUAUAUGCACUUUUAAAUGUAAGUGUUCCUUCAAAGGGUUGAAGAUCACUUACCCAGCCACUAGAUGUGCUUCCUGUUGCUCUGCAUUAAGACACCGAGCUCCAUACAGAUACAUUGAGCCAAUGAAUCUCUAUAAAGAGAUGCUGAUUGGCACAGUGCAUCUAUUGUCGCGCAUCUGCGCUAGCCCCUAAGUGCUUCCAUAAAGUUAAAAUGAUCAGUUAGGACAAAUAAUGUAAAUGAAGGUCCAUGGACACACACUAACUAAAAUUCCUAAUAGCGGGGCCAUAAAUCUAAGUAGUAUAAUACUCUAACGUUAGGCAUACAUGUUGUAUUCCUUUAAGGUUAACAAAAUCACAAAACACUUUGAGUACAGAAUAUUAUACUAAAUAAGUCCCGAUUUCAAAGACAUACAUUUUAAUUUCUAUUUCUUUUCCAGCAUCUGAAUCAUGAAAUGGACUUUGAUUUAAGGCAGACGGAGGAAAAUAUUGAUACAAACGGACCAUUCUCAGAGGGGACCCAAGGAACUUAUUGUGAUUAUCAGCAUCAAGCUUUGUCUAGAGCAGAGCAUGCAGAACAGGAAUUGUUACUUAACUCUCUGAAGUGGCUGGGACCACCACACAAUGAGAGAACAUUUUUAAGCAGUACUGAUGCUUCUCAUAGUCGUUUUGUCAUUUUACACUCCCAGUCAUUGUUUAAAGUAGGCGAUGUAAUGGAGGUACUGGUCAGAAUGCAGGAUUUUGAAGGAAAUCCGAAACAUUAUGGAGGCGAUUACUUGCAGGCAAGGAUUCACUCGCCUUUGUUGAAAGCUGGAGCAGUAGGGAAAGUAGUGGACCAUCAGAACGGAUUCUAUUCUGUCUACUUUACUUUGCUCUGGCCCGGAAAGAUCACUGUGUCAGUAUCUUUGGUGCAUCCAAGUGAAGGGAUCCAGGUUCUUAAGCGUUUACGGGAAGAGAAGCCUGACCGUGUGUACUUUAAGAGUUUGUUCCGAUCUGGUGAAACUGCAGAGACUAAAAUGUGCAAUAUUUGUUUGCCUAGAAAACUGCCUGUAUGCAAUUACACUGACCUAAAAACUGGCGAGCCCUGGUUUUGUUACAAGCCCAAGAAAUUGUCUUGCUCUAAUAGGAUCAAUCAUGCAAAAGGAGGGUACUCGAAGAAUCUUUUGACCUUUGAUGAACAGCUUUUCUUUCAAAGGUAUUUCAUAUAUGUCCUCUAGUAGAUUAUUAGCAAAUAUUGCUUUUCUUCUAGAUAGAGAAUUGUUUGCCUACAGCACCUCUGUAUCUCUUCCCAAUUUAUACAAUUCCUGUAUACACAACCUGCAUUUUAGUUUCCAAGUCUUAUUGUUUUGUUGGGUAUUAGUUGGCCCUCUGAGACUUAACUACCAAACUUGUAUAUACAAUUCAGUACCUUAUGGUAACUGCAGUAAUCGAUCCAAUUUGUUUUGUUGUUCAAGACAAAGUAAAGCAUGUUUACAUUUAUUAAGUAACUCUGCUGGCACCUUAAACUAAUUUUAAGUGUUUAUGGUGCCUGGAGUUCAUGGACACAUGGUCCUGUGUCACUACUAAAAGUGUAUCAGAAUACAACAAAUCAUCUAUACUAACACAACAAGUGCUCGGUGAUUAAAACCAUUAGAAAUGAACUUAGCUUUUUACAAAACAGCUUCCCCAGGUAACCUCCCCCGCUGGUUACCACGGUAGUAGAAAUAUGUAUAUAAAAAAGAAAGGGAUACAAAUGUAUAUCUAAAAAGAAUAUAUCAAUAGAAACCUAGUGUGAUAUUGCAAUAUAAAGUUAAUUGACAUGCUUGUUAUCGAUUGCACUCACAAGAUGGAAGCUUUAAGAUUGCUUUAAGGCUGCCUCCUCCGAGUGAAGGGGGGCUAAGGCGACCUCACUGUCACUGGUGUUCUUAAUUCAAGAGCCGAGAAAGGUCAGGAAUCCAGGACGAUACAAAAUCUUUUUUAUUAUACCAAAAAGAACAUAGUUAUCAGUAAUAUGAAUUUUAAAAAUAUCAUAGAGCCCAGGUACUACGCAUUUCGUUCAUGUAUGUACUUCCUCAGGGACCUCCAAUGAUAAAACAUACCAUACAGUAAAAUUUCGACAUACAAUAAAAUACUGCCUGAAUACUUCCCUCUCCCGAGUCCCAUUAUAAAGGAAAAGCCAUUCCUGUUCAUUGUUUGUUGAGUGGGUGUCCUUCCUGUUACCUCAAUUGUUUAAUCAAUGUUUAUCAAUCACUUCUCAUUCCUUCGUACACACCUUCCUUCCCAGCUGUAAGUCCUAAUGUUACUUCAUACAUGCUGUUGCCAGUUUCUCAUGUGUUCCAGAGCGCACUUUCGUGUGUUCCAGUAGCGUCACUUCCACCUUUCCAUUCCACCAACAUUAGAUGUGCGUGCCAUCAGAGCCUUUCUUUGGUUGCGCCUUGUAGCUCUCCAUUUGUGUGGCUGGUACUGUCGGGACAGAGUCCUUUUAGUUCUCACCCCAGGUGGGCAGCGUGUAUAGGUUGCGGACGCUAAAGUCCACUUUGAGCCCUUGAGAGGCUUCCCAGGCAUCCCCUUGCCGCAUUCCUGUUCUCCAUCAGGCAAGACAUGUUCCGCCAUUGCUGGCCUUGUGCGUUCCAGCAACGUAGCCCAAAUGUUUUUGAAAAUAGCUUCUGGUGUUUAUGGCUGUGUGAUGGAGGCCUGGUGAGUCUAACUGAAUCAUCUGUAAGCCACAUGUAGCAGGGCCUGAUGCGUCCGCCCCCUUGGCGACCUCUGCUCCCGUCCAGCCUGGGAGUAAUGCAGGACCCACUGAGGGGCACAAAGCUGUGGCAGCUCAGAUCAGCGGGGACCAGGAAAUUCCCCAACAGUCCAAAGGGGGGAGGGUGGGGGGCGGAGGUGAGUCGCGUUCGUACGUGUCUUGGUUCAGCGGGAGGAAAUCAGCCGCCUUUCACCCACACAGUUUCUUGUAGGCUGCAACCUGCUGCCACGUCUCCUGGCUUCCCAAGGCGUCGGUUCAGGUAUCAAAAGUAGCGUGCAGGAGUCCCUAGUGUGUAGGGCUCCGUAGAGUGUUUUCCAGCACUUCAGCCUGAGAAAUCCCUGGUUAUACCGCUCCGACAGCAGGAGCUCAUGCGAGACACGUCUUGCCAGCUUGCUUGCCAGGCUCCUCCCCAGUGUGAUAUAUUCUUAAAUGUCAUGAUUCAUAUAAACUGCUUAACAAGUAAUAGUUGCAUAUACCUGUUUCUAAACUCAAACAAGAUUUUUAAAAAGCAAUACAUAGAUGGAAAAAAAUAAAUAAUAUAUAUAAUAAAAUGUCACCCUAUCAAAGGGGAAAAGACAUUCUAACUAAAUGUUUCUUUAAGCCGACAGAUGGUAAUAGCUAUGUCCAUCGGACUAGCUGUCACCAGUGGUCAUGGCUGGAGGGCAAAACUAAAAGCCAACUAAGGAGGGUCAGACGCAAUUGUUCCACUGUUCAAGACACUGGCAGAUUAUGUCAAACAUAAACUCGUCAAAAAUGGCUAUAAUAAAAACCAUAUAGAAAAACAGAUUAGGGAAAUGUCAAAAGUAAAAAGAAAUGACCUCCUUAUGGAUAGUAAUAAAAUUAGGGACAAUGGGCAAUUUGGAUAUGCCUUCAUGACAAGAUAUAAUACACAACAUAGAGAUAUUAAGAGAAGUUUACAGAAAUGCUGGCCCAUUUUAUUAAAAUACCCGUUCCUAGGAGAACUACUUCUGAAACAACCUUUAAUGAUUUUACAGGAAAAAUAUGAACUUGAAGAGUUUAUUGGCAUCAAGUUAUAUUAAAUGUAAACAGCCUACAACAGACAAUACCUUAGAAAUGGGGUUCAGAGGAUGCCAACACUGUAACACUUGUACCACUAUUUGGAUGGAAAGCUCUAUACAUUUCUUUAGUGUCUCCACUGCUGAGACUUUUCCAGUCCGUGCAGGGAUUGGCUACAGCACGGAUUUUUGUAGUAUACUUACUGAAGUGUCCAUGCGGCAAGCAAAAAAUGACUAGAAAUUAGAAUCAUGAAACACAUUAACAACAUAAAGAAAGGUGGACCUAACCCAUUCAGUCUCUACCCACUGUAGGUCUUGUCCAAAGUUUAAUUUAACACAGUUGAGAAGAUGCCUCUGGAUUGAAUCCCUCCACACCGGAGGGAAAGGGACAGAGUAAAAAAAAAACCUCUCCAAAAGGGAGACAUGUAGGAUCCAUAAAUUACAGACAUUUAGAACUCUUUGGACUUAAUGUGGAUAUAGAUCUGGUCUGCUUUCUGUAGGGGUAUCCUGUUAUCUUGUAUUUCAUUUUAAUUUCACUUGAUUUUUUUUUUUUUUAUCUAUAUAUUUUUUUUUAUUUUUAUAUUUUUGUUUCUCCUUUAAUUAUUUUGAUGUAUUAUUGGUCUUGUAAUUUAUAUUGUUUUACAUUUACUUUCAUAUUUGAUUUCAUCUCUAUUGGUUUAUUUUCUCACUAGUGACAUCAUCAUUAUUACCUAUAGAUGGAAUUUUUUAUAUAUACUUUUUUUUUAAAUAUAUAAUUUUCAUUAAUGUAUGAUUUUUAAAAAAAAUCUUGUUUGGGUUUGGAAACGGGUAUAUGCAGCUAUUACUUGUUAAGCACUUUAUAUGCAUUAUGACAUUUAAAAAUAUAUAUCACACUUAAUGGCACUUUAUUAUAAUGUGUAUUUAUUGAAAUAUAUUGAACCGGUCGUGGAUAUGUGUUGUUUUCCUGCAUUGUCACAGCCAUGAUUUGGUGUGGGUUGUGGCUCCGAAAUAAAUUGAGAUUACAGUUGAGAGAUUGGAAUCUAAUACCAUUUUCCCCAGAAGAUAAUUGUUUUAAUCCUAACGGAACUUUGAACACAUACGGUAUCCACAACCCAAGUAUGAACAUUGGCGUCCAUGGAACAUACCCCUAACGUUGGUGGAAUGCAAAAGCGAAAGUGACGUAACUGGUACGUAAGUGCGCUCUGGACCACAUGAGAAACUGGCAGCAGCAUGUAUGAAGUAACAUUAGGACUUACAGUUGGGGAGGAAGGUGUGUAAGAAGAAAGGAGAAGUGAUUGGCAAACAUUGAUUAAACAAUUGAGGGAACAGGAAGGACACCCACUCAACCACCAAUGAACAGGAAGGACUUUUCUUUUAUAAUGGGACUCGAGGCAAGGAGGAAUUCAGGCAGUUUUUUUUAUUGUAUACCGAAAUUUUAUGGUAUGGUACUUGUUUUAUCAUUGGAGGUCCCCGAGGAAGUUCAUACAUGAACGAAACGCGUAGGACUCUGAUAUUUUUUAAUUUCUUGUACUGAUAACUAUGUUCUUUUUGGUAUAAUAAAAAAGAUUUUUAUCUACCUGGAUUCCUGACCUUUAUUCGGCUCCUGAACUGAGAACACCAGUGACAGUGAGGAGGUUGACUUAGCCCCACAUCACUCGGGGGAGGCACCCUUAAGGUGAUCUUAAAGCUUCCAUUUUGUGAGUGCAAUCUAUAACAAGCGUGUUAAUUGACUUUGUAUUGCAAUAUCAUACUAUAUACCUACUAAAAGUGUAGCUAAGAUGCUUGAUUCCCUGCAGCCAACAGCCCUGCCUCCAGUUUUAAAAUGCUAUACUUCAGCCUCACUCCAUGCCAAGUCAUAGUAGGGAUUUAGGCAGUGAUUCGCUGAGUGCGCUCUGCGGACUCAUGCAGCAUAUCAUUGCCUGCUACUUUUGGUAUGGUGUAUAGGACCAUUAUUUCAUCAUUGGAGGCUGUGGUGCAAGCUGCCAGGGACUGAGCAACUUUACUAAAUUGUGAUUGAACCGUUUAGCUGUGAUGCAGGACACCAGGUUCCAUAACAACUCUAAUCUGUUGAACUAUAUUAAUUACAAACAUUUCUCUAAUAUGAGGGGUACAGUUUAUGGAAAUGUACUGCCAAGGGGUACACAAGGAAAAGAAAGGUUGGGAACCACUGAUCUAUGGAAUAUAUUCAAUUUUUAAGACUGAUGUUAAUGUAAUCUAAUGUACACCAAUUAUCUAAUUUUUCUUUUUUUUCCAUUAAAGUGGCAUAAAUAUAAAAGUACCAGUUAUGGCUAGUGGACCGGACACAGUGACUGUACACCGCUUACAAAAAAAAGGUAAAUAUAUAUUUCACUUGUGUGCUGCAGACUGAUGGCUAAUGAAAAUAUAUAUUUGUUUUUAUCUCAUUGGGUUUUAUACUUAGAAAUGAGAAAAAUCUAACUAAAAUAGUGCAACCAUGAUCAGCCACAACAUUAAAACUACUGACAGGUGAAGAGAAUAACAUUAAUUAUAUUGUUACAAUUGCAGGAGUCACAUGGAUGGAAUUUAUUAGGUAGCAAGUGUUCUUGAAAGAAGCAAAAAUUUGAGUGACUUUGACAUGGGCCAAAUAGUGAUUACUACACCAAAAGUGGUGCAAGGAAGAACAACCGGUGAACUCAUGUCAGGAUCAUGGUGUGGGGAGCGAAACUAGCCUGGUCUACUCACGCAGAAGGGCUACUGUAGCUCAAAUUACUAAAAAGUGUAAUGCUGGUCAUGAUAGAAAGUCGUUUACCUGGGGAAAGCUGACAGCAUGAUAUACUAUGGGAAGAAGGUUAUGCUCAGCGCAGUGUUAUACUGGGAAACCUUGGGUCCUGGAAUUCAUGUGGAUGUUGCUUUAACAUGUACGACCUAACUAGAGAUAGUUGCAGACCACGUACACCAGGGCCUGAUUAAUAUAGGAGCUGAUGGUGCUGCAUGGAGCAUUGAUUAGGAAAAAAAAAAAAGGUUUUUAAAUGUUUUUUUUUUUCUUUCUACUCUGCAUAUGCUCUUGCUUAAGUAUGGACACUUGAGAGUGAUGUAGGGAAACAAAACUGGUGUGGACUGGUUGACAAUGAAAUUAGUUAAGGUAAAGCUGACUUUGCGCACUAUGCAAAUGCUCUUGCUGCUUCAUCUCUAUAACACUGUGGCAUGUUCCCUUUCUUCUACACUCACUACAUACACUUUUUCUCUGUCCCAGACUGUAUAACAGUCUGCUAGUAAGAAAGUUAGGAGAGGGAGGGGUGGACCAGCAUAUGCUAAGGGACAGCUCUUAAAAAGUGUAGAGCUAGCACAUCACUAGACGUAUUUAUGCCAAGCUCAAGGUGCUGUCUGCUCAGUAUGCCCUUGGUUGGUCAUCUUGCAUGAUAUAGCUAUCAGAAAAGGUGCAUUCAUGCCAGGCUGGUCUAAUUCUUUGUGCAGACACUCCACCUUUUUGGGCGUGUUUGUCCCUUUGGGCGGUUCUGGUUACAUGAUUUACAUAAGUGGCCCACCCUUUUACCGCGCCCACUGAAAUCCUGCAUCACUGGACACUGCUAUUACGGGUUAUGGAUUUACUUGAAAAAUGAAAGUGAGAAAUUAGCAUAGGAUAUAUUUUUUUAUGAUACAUACUGUGAGUUCCCUCCAGCACCACCUAUAUUAGAUACAUGACGCUUGGGAGGUAUAACUGUGUUUUAGUGUUUUGUAUCGAUAAGAUUCUGUUGUUAGGCACAUCACAAUUGUCAGCACCAGGCCCAAUAGGCCCUUAAUCUGGCCCUGACGUACACCUGUUAAUGGCAGUGGUGUUCCCUGAUGGCAGCAGCAUCUUUCAGCACGAUAAUGCACUCUGCCAUACUGCAAACAUUGUUCAGGAUUGAUUUAAAGAACAUAACAGAGUUAAACAAAUUUGAUCAAUGAAGCCCCUAAUGUCUUGGUGCCAGAUACCACAGGACAUAUUUAGAGGUCUAGAGGAGUCCAUGUCUCGAUGCAUUAAAGCUGUUUUGGAAGCACGAGGGUGGCCUACACAUUAUUAGGCAGCUGUUUUUAAUGUUGUGGCUGAUCAGUGUGUAGCGGUUUAUUCACAAAAGGCAGGAUUGCAGCCCAGAUGGAAGAUAUUGCUGCUCUACCCUUUAUGUUCAAUGUGAAGAGUAUGCUUUGCCCCUUAAAGGGACACUAUAGGCACCCAGACUCUUCAUCUCAUCGACGUGGUCUGGGUGCAAUGUCCCUGUCCCACUUAGUCCUGCAAUGUAAAUCAUUGCAGUUUUUUAGAAAUUGCAAUGAUUACUUUGCAGCACUAAUACUGCCUUCAGCCUCUAUCAGACAGCCACUAGAGGCUUUUUUUCCGGGAUUCUAAGGGACUCCCUUAAAAAGACACUGGACGUCCUUAUCCUCUGCAUGAGGACAUGCAUCGCCAGUGCACACCCCAUAGGAAAGCAUUAAGGCAAUGUUUUCUUAUGGGGAGGGCCUAAUGCGCUCACUUGGAUUCCCCCUUCGGAUGACAUCAGAGGAGGCAGAGUGCCAACCCAGGGCCAAGGGAGAUUGGAAGUGGAAUUGUGCGAGUAAAUAAAGGUUGUUUUUUUUUCCCUGCCCUUAAUGUGAGAGGGGCCUCGAGUGAGGGGGGACCAGAGGACGCUAUAGUUUUAGGAAUAAAAAUCUGUAUACCUAACACUGUAGAAUCCCUUUAAAGGACCACUAUAGUGCCAGGGAAACAUACUCGUUUUCCUGGCACUAUAGUGCCCUGAGGGUUCCCCCACCCUCAGGGACCCCCUCCCGCCCGGCUCUGGAAAGGCGAAAGGGGUUAAAACUUACCUUUUUCCAGCGCCGGGCGGGGAGCUCUCCUCCUCCGAUCCUCCUCUUCUCCUCCCAGUCGGGUGAAUGCGCACGCGCGGCAAGAGCUGCGCGCACAUUCAGCCGGUCACAUAGGAAAGCAUUCAUAAUGCUUUCCUAUGGACGCUGGCGUGCUCACUGUGAAAAUCACAGUGAGAAGCACGCAAGCGCCUCUAGCGGCUGUCAAUGAGACAGCCACUAGAGGAAAUAGGGGAAGGCUUAACCCAUUCAUAAACAUAGCAGUUUCUCUGAAACUGCUAUAUUUAUGAAAAAAUGGGUUAACCCUAGCUGGACCAGGCACCCAGACCACUUCAUUAAGCUGAAGUGGUCUGGGUGCCUAGAGUGGUCCUUUAACUGAUGUUUUGUAAACUUCUGACCCACUCUUAAGGUGGAUUUGAAUUAAAUCAAUAGUUAGCAAGACUCUAACUUAGUGAAUUGGUUAUAGUGACUGGAGUCUCCUUGCACUGUCCCUCCAUUAAGUGUUAAAUACUUUUCAAGCAGCUGAACACUGAGUAUCAGUCCAUGGCCACCCCCAAUCCAGCACCUACUAAACAUCUGGCUAAGCUAAAACACACUGCCUUCUAGCCAUACCAAUACCAGCAAUGGGUGCUGUGAUAGACGCUGCCCAUUGAUACUCAUGUUACUGCUUCCACAUUAGUCCAAGCAGCACAGAGGGAGAGGGCUAAUGGGGAAUCUUUUUUUUUUAGCAUUAAAGGUACAUGCAUCACUUGAAAAUUACAUUUUUAAACUGUCAAGCAAACACUUUGAGACAAAUAUAGAAACCAAAAUAAACCAAGAAAUGUAUGCAGGGGCGUAUUAGACGCGAGGCAAACAAGGCAUUUGCCUUGGGCGGCAUUUUUCAGGGGGCGGCAAAAAACGCCGCCCCCCAAAUGCCCAGGGCAAAUGCCUAGUUAGCCUUGCGACUAACAGACAUCCCGAGCGGGCAGGCGGCAUCUUGCUGCUGUGCGGGCAGCUGGCGAGGGAGCACUUCCUCUGAGCACUCUGCUCAGCUCCCUUGCGUGCCGCAGAGUGAGGCUGGGAGCCGGAAUAUGACGUCAUAUUCCGGCUCCCAGCCUCACUCUGCGGCGCGUGAGGGAGCUGAGCAGUCAGCUCAGAGGAGGAGCUCCCUCGUUAGCCGCCCGCCCAGCAGCCAGAGCCGCCCAGCCCGACCGGCAGCCACUGAACCACCAGGGAGAGAGAGACCCCCCCCAGCACUCCCAAAGGUAAGGAGGUUGGGGGGGGGAUUUAAAUUUAAAAAAAGUUAAUGUGUGUGUGUGUGUGUCUGACUGUGUGUGUGUGUGUGUUCGUGUCUGACUGUGUGUGUGUGUGUUCGUGUCUGACUGUGUGUGUGUGUUCGUGUCUGACUGUGUGUGUGUGUGUCUGUCUGUGUGUGUGUGUGUGUGUGUGUGUGUUUGUGUCUGAGGUGUGUGUGUUUGUGUCUGACUGUGUGUGUGUGUUUGUGUCUGACUGUGUGUGUGUGUCUGUGUGUGUGUGUUUGUGUCUGUGUGUGUGUUUGUGUCUGACUGUGUGUGUGUGUUUGUGAGUGUGUUUGUGAGUGUCUGUGUUUGUGUCUGACUGUGUUUGUGUAUGUGUGUGUUUGUGUCUGACUGUGUGAGUUUGUGUUUGACUGUUUGUGUAUGUGUGUGUCUGUGUAUGUGUCUGACUGUGUGUGUGUGUCUGUGUAUGUGUCUGACUGUGUGUGUGUGUGUGUGUGUAUGUGUUUGACUGUGUGUUUGUGUCUGACUGUGUGUGUGUAUUUAGAAGGUGGGGCGGGGGAAGGGUUGGGUGGGGGUGGCGCGGGGGGAGGGUGGCGCCUGAGUUUUGUCCUGCCUAGGGCAGCACAAAACCAGGAUACACCACUGAAUGUAUGUAAUAAACCUUUAUAAACUUAGUCAGAUUGCAUUGUUAGGCACUCCUCUCAUCCCCCUCCUCCUCCCUUUUACCCACCCAUGACACUUUUAGACCAGCCCGCUAAUGACCGAAACAGGGCAACAUUGUGCAGCAGCAGGAGGGGGAAACUCAACACUGGAGCUUUUGCAUAUUAUUAGUUAAAUCAGAACUGGUUUUAUUACAUACCAUUAGAAAUACAUAGGUGAUGAUGUUAUUGCAAGGUGAACUAUCUCCAGUUUAAUAGGUUAUUCACUCAUAUUUGGAGGGCAGCAUAAGUUCAUAGAUGUUCAUUGUGUGAUAGUCUUUUUUUUUUUUUUAUAGCUUUGUAUGUAUGUUAUAAUUCAUUCUGUGAAAAAGUGCACGUUCUCUGCAGACACAAGUUUAAUUAAAGGACCACUAUAGGCACCCAGACUACUUCAGCUCAAUGAAGUGGUCUGGGUGCCAGGUCCCUCUAGUUUUAACCCUGCAGCUGAAAACAUAGCAGUUUCAGAGAAUGUUUCACUGAGGGUUAAUCCAGCCUCUAGUGGCUGUCUCACUGACAGCCGCUAGAGGCUCUUCCGCGAUUCUCUGUGAAAAUCACAGUGAGAAGACGCUGGACGUCCAUAGGAAAGCAUUAAUUAAUGCUUUCCUAUGGGCGGUUUGAAUGCACGCACGGCUCUUGCCGUGCAUGCGCAUUUGGAUCGGACGUUGGCAGAGGGAGGAGAGGUCACCAGUGCAGAGCGAGCCCGGCACUGGAGAAAGGUAAGUGGCUGAAGGGGUUUAAACUCCUUCACCCCAGCGGGAGGGGGGCCCUGAGUUUGGGGGGGACCUAAUGAUCCUAUAGUGCCAGGAAAACGAGUUUGUUUUCCUGGCACUAUAGUGGUCCUUUAACUUGAAGUAAAUAUUCCAAAAAUGUAAAUAUUGCAUGAGUACACAGCAUUCUUUCCAACAUUUCAAAUGGACAAAGAGGGACACUUUUCUGUCCGGGGUUUUAGUGGGCGUGUGGUCAGGGGCAGCACUGUUCUAAGAAAUUUUAGGAAACUUACUAAUAACAAUUUAUGUAACUCCAAAAAUAGAGACUGUUCCUUCUAAAUAGUGACAUUUAAGAGGUGUACUACAGUUUCCUGCUACAUAACUUACACUUAUUUCAUGCUGCAUAACCUUUUGGCCUGUAAGUUGUCUUAGGUUUUGAUUAGAUAGAUUUUUUUUUUCUCAAGCUAAUUUUAUUUAAAAAAGAAAUAAUUUAAAUUAAAAAAAUCUGUUUUUUUUAAUGUGUUAUUUAAAUUUAUUUUUUUUAAUUUAAAAUCCAUCCUGCCCACUUUUUCUUAACUGCCAAAGAUCCUGACCUAUAUUUAAAAAAACAACAGUGCAAGACAGUACUGAGAACAGACAACAGCUCAUCUUGUGCUAUUACAAAAGAACCAGGGCCAUUUGCAUAUCAGACUGAACCCACCCAAAAGGGCGGUGCAGAUCUGAAAUGCAGGCCUGCUCUCUGCAUGAGAGGUAACGCAACCCCAGACGAUUGUUUCAGCCUUGUUAGGCAUUGUCAGUGAGGUACAGCCGAUACUUCUCUAGGCACCGUGAGCAAGGGGUCCACGUCUGAUUACCUUUUAAACUUGGGGAGAAUUGAAAAACAAUGUGCAAGGGUACUGACAGCAGCUCAAUUAGCCUGCUGUUCGGUGGGUCCAUGCUCAGAUAUCAAGCUUUGCCUCUAAUUUUAAGAACAAUGAGAAUUGGCAUCAUCAGUGACUCCCAUCAGACGUCUUCUCAGUCUGUAAAAUAAGUUAUCAGUGCCAUCAGCCCAACCUUGACUUAGAAUCUUCUGCCUUUUUUGCUCCUCAAAUCCCAAAACCCACCCUCUCGAUCCUAUCUCACCUGCCAGCUUGCCCAUCUCAUUUACUCAUAUCUACUAAAAUAGUUACAGGUUCUUUGAAAAGUGCUUUUACACCAAUCCCUUAAAAUCCUUCUGUAGAUAUUUGUCUAUACAAUUAUGGUCAGUUUAUUUGUUUAUGAUUCUAAAUCACAGAAGAUAGUUGUGUGGAAUAAUUUGUUUUCUGCAGCAAAGAUCUUAUUGACCACUUAUCCACAUCCUAAUGAGAUGAUUUUGGCAAAGGUUCUGUACCUACUGUCUAUUAAAUCCAACACUUCUCAAGGCUAAUUUAAAAAAAAAAAAAAAAAAAUUUGCCUUUACCUUUUGUAGAUUACCAGUGUCUUCAUGAUAUUUCUUGCCUGCUUGAUGCAGGUUUUUCUUGACUUGUGUCAAAACUUAAUCACUAAAAUGAUUAUUCAUUUGUUCUGCUUAAUUCCUCCAUACAUCUCUUGGAAACUGGCCACAGCAUUAAAAUCACCUGCCUAAUAUCAUGUAGUUCCCCUUUGUGCUGCCAAAACAGACCUGAUGAGUCAAGGAAUGGACUUCACAAGACCUCUUAACAUGUCCUGUGGUAUCUGGUACCAAGACAUUACCAGCAGACCCUUUUAAGUCCUACGUGAUGUGAGGUGGGACCUCCAUGAAUCAGAUUUGUUGUUCCUAUUCAGAAUGAGAUGUGGGGAAUUUGGAGGCUAGGGCAACACCAUUAACUCUUUUUCAUGAUCCUCAAACCAUUCCUGAACAAUUUUGCAGUGGGGCAGAAUACAUUAUCCUGCUGAAAAUGGCCAUUGCCAUGAAAGGAUGUACCUGGUCUCCAACAAUCUCUAGGCAGGUGGUACGUAUCACAUGAAUACCAGUGCCCAAGGUUUCCUAGCAGAACAUUGCACAGAGCACAAUACUGCCUCGGCUGUCCUGCCUUAUUCUCAUAAUGCAUCCUCUUGUCAUCUCUUCCCCAGGUUAACAACCCAUACACAUCCACCUUAUCUAAAACAAAGCAUGAUUCACCAGACCAGGCAAACCACUUCUAUUGCUCAAUGGUCCAGUUCUGAUGCCCACAUCCCCAUUGAAUUUAAAGGUGUUUUCGGCGGUGGACAGGGGGUCAUCAUGGUCACUCUGAGAAGUUUGUGGCUCUGCAGCCCCAUACACAGCACACUGCAUUGCACUGCGUGUUCUGACAGCUUUGUCAUGGUCAGCAUUAAGCUUUUCAGUAAUUUAAACUACAGUAGCUCCUCUGUGUGAUUGGACCAGUCAGGCUAGCCUACACUCCCAGCGUGCAUCAAUGAGCCUUGGGUGUACAUGGCUCUGACGCCGGUUCACUAGUUGCAUCACUUUUUGGAGAUUUGCCCUUUUGGAGAUGCUCUCACCCAGGCCAUCACCAUUUGGCCCUUGUCAAAGUCAUUUGGACUUUUUGCUAGUCCAUUUUUCCUAGUCCAAAACAUGAAAUUCAAGAACUAACUGUUCACUUGCUGCCUAAUAUAUCCACCCUCUUGACAGAUGCAAUUGCAAUGAUUUAAUCAGUGUUAUUCACUUCAUCUAUCAGUGGUUUUUAGUGCUGUGGCUGAUCAGUGUAGGUGGUAUUUACAAACAUAAAGUCAUUCAAAGUUUACCUGUUUUGUACUGCUUUUUUUAACCCACUGAUCUCUAAUCACUCUCCCAUGAUUAAAUCAUUGCAAUUGCACCUAUCAAGAGGGUGGAUAUAUUGGGCAGUAAGUAUAUAUAAAUAUAAAUUAUAGCCAGAAAUCCUGUCAUUUUAUACCUGUCUAGCCUUUUAACAAUGCCAUUUCUGCAUAUUAUUUUUCUAUACUCUUCAUAAACUUACUUUGGUAUUGAAUGGAUGCCAUGAAGAAGUAGGAGAAAAAUCCAGUUCAGACCAUCAUUUUUUAUUUAUUUAAUAUUUACAUGAAUACUAGAAUAAAAGUACUAAGUAUCCUCCUGAGAACAGUGAAAAUAAUUUUCUUCCAAUAUGCCAUCCAUUUUUGACGAAAAGGAAGAGGAAGGGGGUUGGAGUCUGACUGUAGAGCAGAUGCAUGUCACUGCAGCUCCUGCUUCUUACUGCAAAACUCAAUGAUUUCUAUCGGGCAGAGGCAGUGAAUAGACAAAUUAUUGCUGACAUAUCAAAGAGGACAGCAUGAUCUCUAUGCCUAUACCACAUAAGUGGACUUUUGUACUAGGCUUGCCCGGACAGACCUCACAGCCUAGAAGCAUGGUCGGCAUCGCCUAGACUAUCUGCAGAUCACAGCUUGGGAGUUAUCCCGGUCCCCACCAACCAGACACGCAUCAUACCUAUUCCAUGCCGCACACUUACAGGCUCCAACCCCAUCGGCCUAGCGAGAUGGUGGAUGCAACCCAACUGCCAGUGCCUGCAUCCAGGCAGCCCACCUAUGCAACUGGACCUUAUAUUUACCCGCUUCAGGGAUCUGCUGGAGCAACGCCUGUCACAGAUGUCUCCUACCAGUGGCGUACACGCAAUCCAUGGGGCCCGGUGCGAAACUGAUCCAUGGGAUCCCCAUUACCCCCCCAACAGACACAGACUCACAUACAUAUAGACACACAUACAUACAUACAUACAUACACACACACACACAUAGAUACAUACAGACACAGAAACACACAAGACACACAUACAUACAAACACAGACACACACAAGAUACAUACAGACACAGACAGACACAUACAUACAGAAAGACAAACACGCACACACAAGACACACAUAAAUACAAAGACACAUACAUACAAACUCACAGGCACACAUACAGACACACACAGACACUUACACACAGGCACACACAUACAGACAGACACUUACACACAGGCACACACAUACAGACAGGCACACAUAAAUACAGACACAUACACACAUAUACAAAAUGUAUAUGUUUCCCACCCUGUUUCCUACCUUUUAGGUGCAGGAGACUUUCCCUGGGGUCCAGUGGUGGCUCAGGUUGAUGGGAGUCAGAGUUCCCUCUAGGACUCCCUCCUCUGCUUUCUCCCGCGUGGGCUCUGUGUGAUAGCUGGGAGGAGUAACCGGGGCAGUCACUUACUCCCAGCGUGUGAUGUCAUCACAGGGGGCCGGGUUGUGCUGUUGAAGCGCUGCAGCGCUGACCAGUUCCCCUGAAAAUCCAUCUCCAUCGGGUGGCCCUAACAGCAUGGGCCACCCGAUGGACCCCUUGAACGGCAGCCCCGGCGGGUGCAAAACACGGUGGCUGGUACCCGGUCGCAGGGCGGCUGGGCACCCUGGAGUGACGGGCCGGGUCGCAACUGCGACCCCUAUAUGUACGCCACUGUCUCCUACCCACGGCAGGGAAGUGGAGGGUUCCAGGAAAACGGAGCGGAUCAGUCCUGUCUUGGGCAAAGCUAAACCUUGAGUACCCAUAUUAUGUGCUGCACGCCCGCCUGGGCCAAAGGUCACACGGCGACCCUCUCCGAGGCAUCACCCACACUGCCGGAAGACUUGGCGGCAGAGAAACAUCAGGGCCUUCCGAAGCGCCCACACAGGGAAAGACCUGGCCUCACAGAGCUCCUGCGUCUGUGGAAGACAGAUGCCGACCUUUAACAAGGCCUGGGCUGAGGAGGGGCCUCUCUGUGCUCGUGAUCCAUCAACACCCUCCGGUACCAUAAAACACCCGCCAUCUCGCUGCCCAGUAUGGGAACUGGCUGACUUUGUGGCUAGUGAACUGUGCACAGUACAACACCUGCUGAGGACUUUACCAUAGUAGGGUACCAUCUAUACCACACAAGAUGAGUUUGUUUAACCCCUUAAGGACGGUGGGCUUUCUAUGCCGUCCUUAGGGAACCGGCUUUAAACGCUGGAGGGCGGCAUAGAACGCCUUAACCGUCCUUUGUACUUACCCGGUCGCCGGCGAUCGCGGUAUGAGCAAUUACCUGGGAUCCCAGGGAGUCCCCCUCCGUCCUCUUCGGCUCCCCGGGGCCGUGUGAUCACGAGGUCCUUGCGACGACCUCGUGAUUACAUGGACGGCAUAGCAGUCCAAGGCAUUGCCAGCAGGGGGAGUGCCUGUAAUGACAGGUACUCCCCCUGCUGUCUGAAAAAUUUAAAAAAAUAAAGUUAAUAACAGUUUAAAAUAAAAUAUAUACUUAGAUUAUAUAUAUGAUCGAAGUGUGUGUGUGUGUGUGUAUAUAUAUAUAUCUACAUUCAUUAAGUAUAUUUUAAUAUUAAUAUAUAUAUAAUUAUAAAUACAUUAAUAUCAAAAUAUACGUACAAUGAUAUUGAUUAAAUAUAUAUAAUUUUCAUUAUAUAUAUAUAUAUAUAUAUAUUUAUAUAUAAUAUAAAAUAAAUAUGUAAAUACGUUAAAUAAAAUUAAAAAAUAAUAAAUAUAUCACCUGUGUAAAUGCGUUCUAACUGUAUUUUAAAAUUAAUAUAUAUAUGUAUAUAUUGAUAUCAAAAUACAUGUAGAACGAAAUAAUAUAUAUAUCUAUAUACAUAACAACUACAUACGUAUAUAUCACUAUAUAUAUAUAUAUAUAUAUAUAUAUAUAUAUAUAUAUAUAUAUAAUAAUAAAAAUAUAUAUAUAAUUCUACGUAUAUAUUCAUGUAAUAAUUUUACAUAAUUAGGUCAUUUUAUUAAUUACAAUUAGCAGGACCUGCCUCACAACCCAGGCCAAAAGUCCAAGGAAUUUAAUUUGCUAGCACUAUAUUUAACCCUGUAACUUUCCAAGACACCAUAAAACCUGUACAUGGGGGGUACUGCUUUACCUGGAAGACUUUGCUGAACACAAAUAUUAUUGUUUCAAAACCGUAAAAUGUAUUACGACGAUAUUGUCAGUGCAAGUGAAAUUUUUUGCAUUUUUCACACACAAAUGGCACUUACACGGACGAUAUAAUUGUUGUGAUACGUUUUACUGUUUUAAAACACUAAUAUUUGUGUUCAGCGAAGUCUUUCGAGUAUAACAGUACUCCUCGUGUACAGGUUUUUUGGUGUUUUCAAAAGUUAGAGAGUCAAAUAUAAGGCUUGCUUAUCAGUUUUUUCACAUUGAAAUUCGCCAGGUUGGUUAUGUUGCCUUUGAGACCGUAUGGUAGCCCAGGAAUGAAAAUUACCCCCAUGAUGGCAUACCAUUUGCAAUAGUAGACAACCCAAGGUAUUGCAAAUGGGGUAUGUUCAGUCUUUUUUAGUAGCCACUUCGUCACAAACACUGGCCAAAAUUGGCAUUCAAAUUAGUGUUUUGGGCUACCAUACGGUCUCAAAGGCAACGUAACCAAUCUGGCAAAUUUCAAUGUGAAAAAACUGAAAAAUGUAACAUGCUAUAUUUGACCCUGUAACUUCCCAAAACACCAUAAAACCUGUGCAUUGGGGGUACUGUUUUACACGUGAGACAUCGCUGCAUACAAAUAUGUGUAUUUUAUUGCAGUAAAAGCAAACAGUAAUAUGAUAUUCACUGUUAGAAUGUCACGUAGAACUAAAAAAAAAAAUUAAAAAUUCUUAUUUUCUCCCAUUUUUUUACAUUUUAUUCAUAUUAAAUUAUGUUUCAUACCUAAAUAUUUGAUGUUAAAUGAAAGCCGGUUUCCCCCGAAUAAAAUUAUAUAUAAUAAGUGUGGGUGCACAUAAUAUGAAAGAGGUGAAUUACGCCUGAACAGACAUAUAGCGCAAAUUAAAGUUUUUGUUUACGUUUUGUUUUGAUCACAACGUGUACAUUUGGCUCAGUCCUUAAGGGGUUAAAGGGAAACUCCAGUGCCUGGAAAACAAUCGGUUUUCCUGGCACUGCAGGUUCCCUCUCCCUCCUACCCCCCAAUCCCCGGUUGCCGAAGGGGUGAAAACCCCUUCAGUAACUUACCUGAGGCAGCGACGAUGUCCCACGUCGCUGCUUCUCCCUCCGCGCCGAUCCUCCUUCUGACCGGCCGGGGAGACCUAAUGCGCAUGCACGGCAAUGCCGCGCAUGCGCAUUAGCGCUCCCCAUAGGAAAGCAUUGAAAAUGCAUUUCAGUGCUUUCCUAAGGGGAAAUGAGCGAUGCUGGAGGUCCUCACACAGCGACGUCCAGCGACGCUCUAGCACAGGUUUUCUAUGCUAGGAACCAGGAAGUGCCCUCUAGUGGCUGUCUAUUAGACAGCCACUAGAGGUGGAGUUAACGCUGCAAGGUAAUUAUUGCAGUUUAUAAAGGGUUAAGAGUAGUGGGAGUUGGCACCCAGACCACUCCAAUGGGCAGAAGUAGUCUGGGUGCCUGGAGUGUCCCUUUAAUUAUCCCUUUGUUCUACCCCUCCAGCUUAUUUUCUAUAGCGUCUGCUGUAGAAUACCUAGAAGUCAAAUGUUAACCUCUAAGUCAUUGUUACCAAACUACCUACCCUAACUAGGAAAAAUUCUGCUGAGUAAUACUUUCGGAGACACCAGCACGCCUAUCCUGUGCUUGGCCCUCUUAAAUUCAGGCUCCCAGAGUAGUUUAUAAGCGUGGCACCACUGCCAAUCUGCUAUUUAUAGAUCGCAAACCACGUACUGCAAGUGACCCCAGCACCUACUUCUUGAGACAUACUCUUACAUGUAUAUUUUUCCCUUAGGUUGUAAAUCUGUUUGUGCUAAAAUUUUAUUUUGAAGUCACUAAACCCUUAAAGCGGCACUGUCAUGCCGAAUCCUGUUUUUUUUUUAACCCCCCCUCCGGCCUCCACUACAUCUAACUGACACCCUAGUCACCCCCAAAUGCCCCUAAGCCCCCCACAUUACCUAUUUUUUAUUCCUUGUUUUCUGCCCUGAUCUAUAUUCAGGGCGCUGCCAUCUUUGUGUGGGUAGAUGAAGUCCCUGUGGGACACGUCAUCAGCCCACACUAGAUAGACUGAUUCCCGCACAUGCCCAGUGAAACACCUGGACAUGGGAACGGGAAUUUCACCUAUUCAUUCAUUCAUCAGACAGACGAAUGAAUGAACAGAAAGAUCAGCCGAACAAACAAACACUAUGUAUCAGUGUUCGUUUGUUCGUGCAGUUUAUUACAAGGAGGGAGCUCUUUUGAAUUUUCCCACGCUGUGUAAAAUGACAAAGAGCACUCUGAUUGGCUUAAACCCACCAAUCAAAGUGUUCUUAGCCUAACUGCAGGGUGGGGCAAGGCUUUUGUAAGCCUUCCCCCGCCCUACCGAGCUCAGUCUGCGCGGAGCCCUCCAUGGGUGAAGAUGGAUUAUUUUUUUGCGCUCGGGUUUUUUCUUUUUUGUCGGGUUUCUUUUUUUGCGCUCUGGAUUUUUAUUUUAUUUUCAAUUCGACGGUUAUGAUGGUUUUUUAUUUGGCCUUUUUUGGGGCUGAAAAAUGAAGAUUUGAGGAAAAAGAAGACGUCGAAUGGUAAGUUUCAUUUUAUUUUACAGGUUAGUUAUUUUAUUCCCCCCUCACUAUUUUUUAGGGUGAGGGGGGUAGGUAGGGACUUUUUAUUUGGGUGGGGGGGUGGGUGACUAGGGGCUUGGGGACCCCUAGUCACCUUGGUGGGGAGGGGGGAAAUUGACUUAGGGCCCCCACCCCCAGGUGGGGGGACAGUAGGUCCCCCCCCUCAUUAUCUUUAUGGCCCCAACCUGCCGCCCAGGGGUGGGGUCCGGGGGGGGGCAGUAGGCCCCCCCAUUAUCAUUAUGACCCCCACCAACCGCACAGGGGUGGGGAUUGGAGGGGGGGUUGACAGUAGGUCCCUUCCCCCUCAUUAUCUCCAUGGCCCCCACCCGCCGCCCAGGGGUGGGGGCCGCAGGGGUGGUGGACAGUAGGUCCCCCCCCAUUAUCUUUAUGGUCCCCACCCGAUGCCCAGGGGUGGGGGCCGGAGGGGGGGUGGACAGUAGGUCCCCCCCCUCAUUAUCAUUAUGGCCCCCACCCGCCGCGCAGGGGUGGGGGCCGGUGGGGGGGGACAUUAGGUCUCCCCCCUUAUUUUACUUUAGGGCCCCCACCCGUCGUUUAGGGGUGGGGGCCAAUAGUUUUUUUGUUUUUUUUUUACAGUGAGCAGCCACAGGCUGCUCACUGCUUACCAGACAUGCCCCUACUCGCGGUAUAGCGAGUAGGGGCAUAUUAUUUACUAAUACUAAAUAAUUUUUACUUAGUAUUCGUAAAUGUGGCUGAAAGACCAAUUUAGGUCUUUCAGCCUUUUAGUAGAUAGCUCCCUGAUACCGUGGGAAUUAGGGAGUUAUCUACUAAGCGGCUGCAAGAUGCAGCCACAGCACUAAUAGGAUCAGAGUUUCAUUCAUUCUAAUGAAAUUCCGAUCCGAAUAAAAUGCCGAAUUGCGUUCUAACACAAACGAACAUACUGUUCUCAUUCAGUUAGAACGCAAUUCGGCAGUUUUGUGUAAAGUGACAGGAAGCAUCGCGGGAACACUGAGGAAAGGUAAGAAUUAUGGGAAAAUUGCUCUGACCAGCGGAAAUGAAGCACACUUUGCUCCUCCGCUGGUCAGAGCUGGUCAAGCGGAGGAAUCCUCCAUAAGGCAAAGAGUCCCUACUUUGUCUUAUGAUUUUAAAGAAAACUAAAGAAGACCGGAAGAAAAGAAUAACAGAUCCUGAGAGAGGGGGAGAAGAGGAAGAGAUUGAGCAAAGGUAAGUUUGGAAUGACAGUGCUGCUUUAAUGGUCAUGUCCCUAGCAAUGUGUGUGUCUCCCAGGUGGAUGCAAGCCUGAUGAUUUAUUAGUUCCAUUAAACUACCAUGCUUUGACUGUAUCUACCUAUUUCUAAAGCAUUUCUCACAUCUACUCUCCACAUAUCUUGACUAGCUUGUGACAGUAUAAUUUGUUGAAUGCUUAGAUAUGUGUCGCCUAACUUGUUUAAAUUUAGUUUUUCUAAAAUAUAAAAAAAAAUUAUGCUGAAUAUUCAGAGUUCAGUACCAUAUGCAUACCUACUAUAACUGUCAUGUCUUGCUUAGACUCCUUUUUCUAAUUUCUGUAUUGUAUCAACUAUGCCUCAAAUAAAAAACAGAUUGACAAAAAGAAAAGGAAGAGUAAGUUCCCAGCAUCCCAGUCUAUCACAUGACAUAUCGCUGGAAAGCCCAGGAUGUCCUCUUUACAAUACAGCUAAAGAAUAAAAGGAGAUGCAUGUGAGCGAAAUGUACAGUACAGAGUUAAUGGUCUGGGUCUCAGGAGUAUAUAAUUUUACAUUUUAAAAUUUUUCAGAGCAAAAAAAAAAGGUUUCAGUGACUUAUUUUUGUUCCCAAAAACAAGUACUAAUUUACAUAGCUAGUUUCAUAGUACAUCUUCUUCUUGUGAAUCAUCUCCUUUACGAAUGGUUAAAUUUUACUGUCACUUAGGAAAGUCCUUUUCUUGACAGAGGCACUUCAUCAUUUCCUCACUAGCCUAAAAAGACAAAAAAAUGCUUCCUAGAACUUGUGAAGCUUGUCAUGUGAUGUUGAGUGAACUUGCAUUCAAAGGAACAAACUAAGGCUUCUUGAUUCUGUGUUUUUUUAACCUUUUAGCUUUCAGCAGCCAGAGUGGUAUUACUUUUAACACAUUUGAAACCACAAUUGCUGCCUGCUGUGUUAUUACGAUGAGGAAACAAAUUAGGCAAAAUAGACAUACAUGUGAUCAUGACCAAAAGUCCUUUGGAAAAACACGCUGUGACAAGGUAAAUCUUGCACUGUCUCUCUCUGAACGUCUACGAUUAUUUUAGCUUGUCUUGCAUCAAAGUCAAUUCUGUGCAAAUUUAUUUAUCAUUCUUAAUUUUUUUUUGUCACUCAGUCAGUGAAUGGAGACUGGGGCUGAUUUUGGCUUGUGCAGGUCUGAGCAUCACCAAGGAGGAGGAGUGUUAGACUCUAAGCCUGAAGGGGAUCCAAGUAAAAGGCCAAACCUUUACUAAAUGUUUUGCCCCAUAACUGGGGAACAGAGCCAGUGUACUCCUGACAUCACAACCACUAUAGGUUUCCGUAGCAGUUAUGAUGUAUGGAGUAAAGGGAAAUUGUCACUUUUCUUGAAACUAAUCCAUUAAAAAUCCACCUAUAACUUGUAUUAAAGGGAUACUAUAGGCACCUAGACCACUUUAGCUUAUUGAAGUGGUCUGGGUGCACUGUCCCUGUCAGUUUAACCCUGCAAAUAUAAUUAUUGCAGUUAUUGAGAAACUGAAAUAUUUAUCUUGCAGAGUUAACUCCACCUCUAGUGACUGUCUUCCAGACAACCAUUAGAGGCGUUUUUGGGUUGUUAGGUGACUUUUGGUCCCCUGACGCUGGACCUUCUCCUAGGCUAUAGUUUCCCUUUAACCUUUUUCAUGUGCUGCUUUGUUUUCUUUUAAAAUGUAUUUUCAAUAUUUAACAUGUAACCUUGCAAUCCAGUUUAAGGCACACGAUGCAAAUGAGUAGAACAGGUCGACAGAAACAACAUUUUGUUUUUUUCUUCUUCCUUUAACUAUCUUCAAUGGAAGAAAAGAGCAACAAUUGUCCAAUGCCAAGGAGGGAAAAAUGAAUGGGGGCCCAAGCUUAGGAUCUAAGUGUGGAUGUCUACAUUUUACUUUUCAUAAUAGGGGAUACAUAAAUAGAAUGUUAAGUGGCAGAUACCCUUUAAUAAAGCACAUUGAUAGGUGUUUUCCUAUCCUUAUUAGUUACAUUCUUUAUGUUAUUUUAGUGCAUUUCUUGGCUUACCCUUGCUCCAUGGGGCGGUCUUUUGCUCUGUGGCCUAUAGGUUUACACUUUUUGACCCAUGACAUGUAAUUUGACUUGCCAAAUUUGUUAGAAUUUCUGUAUUUUGAAAUAUUCUAAUGUUUUGUAAAAUAAUUGGUCAGAAACACCUGUUUUUUUCACAUACUACACAUAGUUUGAAGGUCUAAGACCAUCCCAUAGUGCAUUUUUGAGAUGCCAGCUGCUUGGCAUAAUUGUUUACCUACAUGUUUUUGUUUUUAUUUUGUCAUAUAAAUGGUGCUUAUUACCCAGUGGACUUUACAAAGGCUGCCCCCAUAGAGCAAGAGUAAUCCAGAUGCAAAGAAUUAUAUAUGCAUAAAUAAACCAAAACUACAUUACGCAUGAUCUUUUAUUUACAAUACCUAUAAAAGUUCUGUUUUCCUUUAAGUGCCCUUUUAAAAGUGUGUUGAAUUGGAUCUGCCUCCAGUUUAUGACUCCAAAAUAGAUACUGGUCUCCCCAUCUGCUUUCCUAAUAGUGAUAUGUUUUUGUAUUCAAAUUAACCCUCUAGACAUCAUAAAGUGGUUAUGGUACUUUGAAUCCCCUUUCGUUGUCCCACUGUUCUGUCUUAAUCCAUGUUCAAAUGGUUCAACAUUGUAUGAGAGUACUCAGGUACCCACAGCCCGCUCCUCUCAGUAACCUGGCUAAUGCGUCAGCUAAGGACUUUCUGCCUGUUGUAGGUAUGUAUUUGGUAUGGUUAAUGUGAAGUUACCGCAGCAAUGGAGCUGUGGGCUGCUAGUACCCCCUCAUUCAAUGUUAAACUGAUAAACAACAGUUUUAUGUCCAAUGAGUUAAAGUAGUUAUGGUGCUUAGUGUCCAAUUAAAAUAGACACAAGGCCGUCAUAUUCUGUAAAACAAAAUCUACAUUUUGCCCAUUCCAAUGGAUGAUUAAUGCUUAUGUCUAUAUGUAUAACUGGUUGUACUGGGAUUAUUCAUGCAGUUGAUGUUUUUUUUCUGUUGAUCCGGUUUAUUUUUGCCUGGAAACCACGCACUGACACAUCAUAUUGAAACCUUGUUUAAACCUUACAUAUAUAAGCUAUUGUGAUCUGUAAAAUUCUUAUAUACAUGACUGAGACCAACAUGGCCUGCCUUUUUAUUACAUGUUGACAAUGGAGUCCAGAAAAGCACACGAUUACAUGCAGUUUCAAUGUCCGGCACUAGAGGGAACUGGAUCAUCUCACGUGACAUAGUGAGCUUCUACUCUCUUGCCUCUAGGUUGCCACAUGUCUUGACCCAUGACAUGUAACUUGAGUCUCCAAAUUUUGUUUGAAUUUCUGUAUUUGGAAAUGUUAAACUGUUUUGUAACAUAAUAUACAAUUGAUGUAAUACUGAGUGCAAAAUCACCACACUUAACUUUUUAUAAUUACAAAAUAUAUUUACCAAGCACACUGACUAGCACAAUUAGACAAAACCUAUUAAUCAAAUAGAAUCCUACCCAAUUCAAGCCUGGACACUUGCAGCCUUCUAUCCACAAUUUUGGGAGAAACCUGAACUAUAUCAACCACUGUCUGUCAAUCAUAAUAUGAUAUGUGUUCAUCUCUGCCCUGUAUGUGCUGCUGCUUCCUGCAUUACCGGUUUCUGAAUGUUGGGAGGUAAUUUUUGAUGACGUGUAUUUGAAGCCUAAAAUUUUUCAUUCAUGAACCCAUUUGAAGAGGCUGUAAAAUAUGUCAUGUUUUAGCAUCCCAUUAUCUUAAUUUGGCUAUCCAAUGAAUAGAUAUUGUUGAGGGUGUUUUUAUUUUUAAAUAUCAUCUCACAUUUUUUCUUAUACACAUUUUUUUCUGAUACCUCGAUCAUAAUUUAUUUAUUUUUAUUAUUUAUUUACCUUUCUUUAAUAAUAUUCCACCUAAAAAUCUAACAAUACAUCUAAAAACACCUACAACUUACAAAACACCAGCAACUUAAGGAGGGAGAAAGACUUAUAGCUGUGCUUUUCUUAUAGCCUUCCUACCUUGUCUCUUCUUCUCCCUUCCCUCUCUUCUCUAUCUGUAUUUAAUUUGGUGAUGACAACCUAAACAUUCAUACCACAUUCAUACUCAAUCUGACCAUUUGGGAUAAUUGGUCUUAAUAAUAUUUACAGAAUUGAUUCCUCUAUCUUUUUGAAUCCUUCACUAGUCCCAAAGAUGUUUAUUUGAUUUAUUUUGUCUUUCAUUUUGUACCAUUGCGGCCAAUAUUUAUUUUUUUUUUUUAAUGAAUUUCCAAAUUUUUCAUUGUUUUGCCCGUAUCCUUUCUCCAUUAGAGCUUGAUAUUCCACUUGUUCAAACAGCUCUGCAAAAUGUAUUUUUGCACCACUUUUUCAUUUCCAAACCAGUUCCAAAUUAAAAGCCAGGAAUAAGUGAACAACUAUGUCUACCAUUUUUAUUUAGCAUCUGUAUGUCAAUAUGAAACAAAGCGAAAAGUAAAAUUGAUCUGAUUUUGAAAGGAUGAGAAAUAAUGAGUUCCAUGCCUGUAUAAUAUCCUUAAAUUCCCACCAUAAAUGAAUAAAGGAACCUACCUCACUAGAACAUCUCCAGCAUGUUUCGCUAUAUUGACUAUUGAAUUUAAAAAAAAAAAAAAUUGGAGUCAAAUACUAUUGGAAUAGGAGUUUGAAAUAUAUUUGUAAAAGAUUUACAUUAUGUGUAACCUAUUUCGUGAAAUUUAUAGCUGUUUUCCAUUUUCAUGUUUUCCAUUUCUUGCCAUCUCUUUAUUUGCAUCAAUUCAGAAAAUGGUUCUGGUUGAUUGAUUAAAUUAUACAUGGUCUUCCCCAUCUUAUUUUCUAUUUUCCCUAGGAAUAUUGCUUCUAUAUUUUUGUUCUUUUUUUUUUUUUUUACCUCAGUAUCUCCUUUUCCGAAUAAUUUUUCAGUCUUAAAUAGUUUUGAGAUAACAUAAUUGAGUCAUAAUAGUUUUUUUAUAUUUGGAAGACCUAAACCACCUUCUUUCAUGGUUCUAGAUAAUACUUUGAAUGCCACUCUUGGUUUCUUAUAGUUGCAAACGAAUUGAUUAAAUAUCUUUUGAAAUUCAGAUACUACUAUUUUUAGGAACCGCUAAUGGAAUAGAUCUGAAAAGAAUUGUAAGUUUAGGUAGUAUAUAAUAUUUGUUUUGUUUUUUUACUGUUCCUUAACAGCACACUUUUGGUUUUUCAUGCUGCAGUUCUUGUGUUUUCAGCUCUACAUUCCACAGAUCUUGUCUACCCUCUUCCACACAUACACACACACACACACACACCUUCCUGACGGCCAGUUAUAUGCUAAUGCAAUGAAUAGAUAUUGUUAAUAGAUAAUACUAUGCUAAUAUAACUGGCCGUCAGGAAGGUGUGUGUGUGUGUAUAUGUAUGUAUGUAUUGAUGUAUUAUUAUAGAUAUAUAGUAGAUUGGAUUAGCUGUAUUAGUCUGCUUUGGUAUUUUGGCAUCUUAUCUCUAUCUGUCUGUCUGGAAUGUAUCCAGUCAUGCAAUAUGAAAAAGAGAGCCAUUUAAGAUACAAUAAACAUUGUACAUAGGACAAUGAUGCCUUAGUCCCCUUUGGGACUUAACAUAGUUUUCCUAGUGUCUCUUCCACUGUUCAAAACACUCUGCAGAAUCCUUUUUGAAAUUGCCUUCAGCUGCCUUGUCAUAUUUACCUGAAUUACAUCGAAGGUCUGAAAUCUCUUCCCUUUCAAAGCUGAUUUUAAUUUUGGGGAAAGAACAGAAGUUGCAGGGUGCCAGAUUGGGGCUGUACUCUAGGCACCCAGACCACUUCAGCUUAAUGAAGUGGUCUGGGUGCCAGGUCCAGCUAGGGUUAACCCAUUUUUUUAUAAACAUAGCAGUUUCAGAGAAACUGCUAUGUUUAUGAAUGGGUUAAGCCUUCCCCCAUUUCCUCUAGUGGCUGUCUCAUUGACAGCCACUAGAGGCGCUUGCGUGAUUCUCACUGUGAAAUCACAGUGAGACACGCAAGCGUCCAUAGGAAAGCAUUAUGAAUGCUUUCCUAUGCGACCGGCUGAAUGCGCGCGCAGCUCUUGCCGCGCGUGCGCAUUCAGCCGACGGGGAGGAGGAUCAGAGGAGGAGAGCUCCCUGCCCAGUGCUGGAAAAAGGUAAGUUUUACCCCUUUUCCCCUUUCCAGAGCCGGGCGGGAGGGGGACCCUGAGGGUGGGGGCACCCUCAGGGCACUAUAGUGCCAGGAAAACAAGUAUGUUUUCCUGGCACUAUAGUGGUCCUUUAAAGCGGCGCUGUCAUGGCCGAAUUCCGUUUUUUGUUUUUUUUUUAACCCCCAUCACGACUCCACUACAUCUAACUGACCACCUAGUCGCCCCCAAAUGCCCCUAAGCCCCCCAUAUUACCUAGUUUUUAUCUUUAUUUUCUGCCCCGACCCAUAUUCAGGGCGCCACCAUCUUUGUGUGGGUAGAGGAAGUCCCUGUGACACACGUCAUCUGCCCACACUAGAUAGACUGUGAGAUUCCCAGCCUGUGGCUGCUCACUGUUUAAAACAACAACCCUACUAUCCAGCCCCCACCCCUGUGCGGCGGGUGGGGGCCCUAAAUUACAAUAAGGGGGGACCUAUUGUCCUCCCCCCGGCCCCCAUCCCUGAGCGGUGGGUGUGGACCAUAAAUUACAAUGGGGGGACUACUGUCCUCCCCCUGGCCCCCAACCCUGCGCGGUGGGUGGGGACCUCCUGUCCUCCCCCCCCCGGCCCUCACCCUUGGGCGGCGAGUGGGGGCCCUAAAACAAAUCCCCCCCACCACCCCAAAAAAAAGUUACCCCCUACCUACCCUCCUCACCCUAAAAAAUAGUGAGGGGGGAAUAAAAUAACUAACCUGAAAAGAAAAAUUAAACUUACCAUUUGAUGUCUUCUUUUUUCUAAAAUCUUCAUUUAUCAGCCCCCAAAAAAGCCAAAUAAAAAACCAUCAUACCCGUCGAACUUAAAAUAAAAUAAACCCGAGCGCAAGAAAAAAAAACCUGACGAAAAAGAAAAAACCAGAGCGCAAAAAAAAUAAUCCACCUUCACCCAUGGAGGGCUCCGGGCAGACUGAGCUCUGCAGGGCGGGGCAAGGCUUAUAAGGCCUUGCCCCGCCCUGCAAUUAGGCUAAGAACACUCUGAUUGGUUGGUUUAAGCUUGAAAUCCAUCCAAUCAGAGUGCUUUCUGACAUUUUACACAGCGUGGGAAAGUUCUUUGGAAUUUUCCCACACUGUGUAAUUUGACUCAUAACACUCUGAUUGGUGGGCUUGGAAUCUAACCAAUCAGAGUGCUCUUCCAAAGAACUUUUCCACGUUUCACCCCUCAAGUCUUCAUCAUUUAUAUCAUUUAUAUAUAUAUAUGUAUGUGUGUUAAGUUAUAAAUUUACUAUCUGUACUACAAGCUUAUUGAUUACAUUUUGUACACCUACCAAAAUCUGACCUUGUCAUCCAUAUGUUUUAUGUGAUUAAACGCACGUCAAAAUAGCAUUCUGAAGUUAGUCCUUUGCGUUUGUUUCUAUCUACCGUACUUUUAUGGAGUUGUCGCUUAAUGAGUCCAAUGAUGAUUAUGGUAAGUAAAAAACGUUAUAUUAUACGCAUGUUCUAGCCAUUUGCUCAGUUGAAAUUGUAUUUCCUACAAAUUGCCACUAUCCCAUGUGGCUCGACAGGUGCUCUUUAAAUCACUUGAUCAAACUAUCCUUAUCUGUACAAUAAAAUAUGCUUGUUUGCAUAUACUGAAUGUACUGAAGAUUUCAUUAGAAAAUUCUACUUUUGAUCCGUUUUCUGUUAAGCAGAAGAUUUUAAUUGCUUUAGUAACUGCAAUUUACUUAUGGAUAUGAAUAAGCCAUUUAAAUCUACAGAAACAGUGAGCUUUUCUGUUUAAUUAUUACCUGUUCCCUUAAUUUUUAAAUGAAGUAUUAGUUAUCAUGGGAAGAUCCACCGGAUGUUUGCCUAAUACAGACUGUAAUUAGGGUGAUGCAAUGAGCAUGUUACUAGCAUAAUAGUUUGAAACCCUGCUUCACGGUCAUUGGGCUGGAUUUGGUUUAAAUCCAAUCAAAGGCGGUGACAGCUAUGUUUUGUUCCCCAUUUUAAAAGCUUCCUUUACUAGAGUUACACAUGUUUCUUCGAUAUCCCUGGGAAAUCAUUUUUAAGUGUUUUUUUUUUUCCUUUCCUUCAUUGACAUAGUUAGGCGGUGAUAUAGUUAGUUUUAAGGCAUUUUCCAUUAUUGUGUAUGCAAUAUGAAUGUCCGAGCAAUUUUUUAUACAUAAAUGUAGGUUCCUUGUAGCAAGCGUUGGUUUAAAUCACUAGUCAAUAAUCAUGAUUUUUAAAUGUAAGAAUUUACUCUUGUAAUCUUUAAUAUUUGCAACCGGAUGAUUUCAUAUUAAGAACAAUAACUUUUCAGAUUAUCAUAACUGAUUUUCUUAUAUACUAUUGAAAAUACUUAUAUAGAUAGUGAUAACAUUGCAACGUGAACUAUCGUCUGUUUAAUUUAAAUUGUUCUCCAAAUAUGAGUAAACCUAUUAAAGAUGUUUGUUGUGUGUAUGUAGAUAUACAGAAUAACAAUGGGAUUAAGGUAUUUUUCUGAACUUUUGAAUGUUUUUAAAAAACAAAACAAAACAUUAUUGCUGAUAAAAUGUGCAUCUUAUCUCUGCAGACACAAGUUCAACUAACUUGCAUUAAUAGAAUUUGUUUACCAAAAAUGUAAAUAUUGCAUGAAUAUGCAUCCUCCUGCUACAUAACUAAUCCAUAUUCCAUGCUGAAUAGCCUUUAAACUUUAUCAUAACUUAAAUAGAAAAAUAUCUUACAUGGAUUUUUCCUCCAAAAGCAUUUUACUUAAAGAAAUCUGAUAUUUAAUAUUUAUUAAAAAAAUGUUGGUUACAGAAAGAUGUUAAUGUACAGUAAGAGGUGUAAUCAAUAGGCACUUAAUUUAAAAAAAAAAUAAUUUUAAAUGCUGCAAUCCACACACUGUAUUGUUGCCCAGAUGCACUACCUACCAAAUGUGGAAAAUAAUAAAAAAUGUGUGCUGUACAUUCCCCAGAGGAAAUGCCUUGCACUGCACAAAAUGUUAGUUUCUCCCCUCUGCACAUUGUGUUACAAUAUAAUACUUUGUGUUUAAUAAAGCAUGUCUCAUAUGUGGACCUAGUGCUAUGCAAGCAUUUGUAUGUUAAAUGGGAGAAAAACCCACAUAACAGGACUCUGUGUUUCUUUUCUUUUUUUAUUUUACCCCUGCUUUGACACUUGUCUACUAGAUUGUGUUUUGGAAUGCAUCAUACAACAGUUAAUUUACCUAGCAGUGAAAAGGCCUCUCAACUUAGAUUCUCUCCAUCUACUUAGAGAAGCAGUGGGGGGCAAAUUGUAUGCAUUGCAGUUGUAGCGAUUCAUCCGCAAUGCUUCUCAUUGAGCAACAUUGAAUUGAGUAUUAAAAGCAUAGUUCAUCAUGAAGCACCUGUCUGACGGCUGGCAGGGUUCAACUUUGGCACAUUAUAAGAGUGCUGAUUUAUUCUCGUAACCAAGAAAGGGAUUUGGAAAUCUCCUUUAAAAGUUUAAACGUGUGUUUGCUUUAUUUUCUUCAUAAAGUAAAGCAAGCUUUAUCUUACCAGUGUAUGUUUUUAAUUGUGUAUCUUGUAUAUUUUCAGAUAACUAUAUGCUCCAUGACUUAAAAUUCCUUCCAUCUGGUUAUUAUUACCAAGACCGCUGGAUAUCUGGGAGAUCAUUUGUACGGCAAUUCAGCAGGCCUUCAGAAGUCACUGCAUGCUUACAAGGCAAAGUAGUGCAUUUAUUUGGGGAUUCUACAAUCAGGCAGUGGUUUGAAUAUCUAACAGAGUUUGUACCAGGUUAGACUUUUUAUUUGUUUUAUUGUUACAUUAUGUAGCUUUUAAGGAAAUAUCACACCGCAAACUGUUAUUUAGUUGGUGGAUUUGCAUACUGUUUUACUUGUCUGUACAAGUUUCCUUACUAUGCCUUUUGUACAUAUACUGUGCACCUGUGCUAAACAUCAGAGGUUUAUGGGAUACUACAAAUACUUUAAAUCAAGAUCCUCUCUUACAACUGUCAUUAGUCUAAUACUAUCCUUACCAUUUGUGUCAUUUUACCCCACUCCCUCUAGCAUGUAAGUUCAUUGAGCAGGGCCCUCAAACCCUCUGUUCCUGUGUGUCCAACUUGUCUUGUUACAACUGCAUGUCUGUUCGUCCACCCAUUGUAAAGCGCUGCAGAAUUUGUUGGCGCUAUAUAAAUAAUAAUAAUAAUAAGAUUGACUUUGUGGUACUGCAGAUCAUGACCGCAAAAUAAGCUAUCAUAAACUUGGAAGUAUUUUCUUCUCAUGAACAUGAAACCACCUGUACUAUACAUAUCACAUAAACAUUUACAAUAUUCUCAUUCUGAAAAAUAGCAGGAGGCAACUUUGUCCCUGUUAUCUUAAACAAGAAGAGCCAGUUGUAGAAAAUAUUGUUCAAUAAUGUGACUCUUUGAAUGUAUAAAACAAAAAUUCCAGAGCUUUUAAACAACUAGCACUUCUGUUUUUAAGCAACAAUUAUUUUCACAUUUUAGUAUGUUUUAUUUUUUAUUUUUAAUUUUUAUUUCACAGAUAUUUACAGGAAAAUCCCUGUGACCAAUACGGUCACAAGACAUGAGUGAUAUUGUGAUUAAUAUCUAUGAACCUUUACCAACUUAUUUUUAGGUGCAAUGAAUGCUAGCUUGUACCUCUUGACUACAACUCCAAUCAUUGACCCUCUUUUUAAAGUUUGGCAGUGCCAAAUAUAAGUUCAUUUGUAUUUUUUUUUUUUUUUUUUUAAGUACACUCUUAUACCAUGUAUAUUAUUAAUUUGGGAUUCAUUAUAUUGAGCAUAGGAUACCAGUUCUGCUCUCAUUUUAACCUCGUUACAAUUCAUAUUAUCAAGCUAAUACUUCUGAAAGGUCAUGUUGGUAGUUAAGAGGCCCAUGCCUGUUAUAACUGUAUUUUAUGCUCUCUGUUAUUCUUUUUAACAAUAUACAAUUUUUAGCAAUAUAAUUUAACUGUGAGAGCAUAGGAGGUCCGUGUUGGCAACAGAUGGUGUUUGGGAAAACCCCUGCUUCCUAAAGAAACAAUACAUGUAAGACCUUUAGAUUUCAAAUAUAUAAUGUAUAAUGCUGGAAGGGAAAUAUGAGUUUGUGCUUUUGCAGUAACAUUGAAAAGCAAAUAGUGUAUUUCUUCCUGUAUUUCAGAUUUUAAGCCAUUUGACCUUGGGAGCCCUAAAAAUGUUGGGCCUUUUUUGUCCAUUGACGUUGAACAUAACAUAAUGCUGAAAUUCCGCUGCCAUGGACCACCAAUCCGUUUCUCAACGGUUUCUAGCAACGAACUCCGCUACAUUGCUAAUGAACUGGAUGGAAUAGUGGGUGGACAAAACACAGUGGUGGCUAUAACCAUAUGGUCUCACUUUAGCACAUUCCCUGUGGAGGUUUAUAUACGGCGUUUGAGAAACAUCCGAACAGCAAUUCUUCGUCUGCUGGAACGGAGCCCGGACACUGCAAUCGUUAUACGCUCCGCAAAUGUCCAGGAGCUAGGGCCUGAAGUGAGCCUAUUUAACAGUGAUUGGUUUUCAUUGCAGCUUGACACGGUCAUGAGGUCUAUGUUUGCAGGUAUCCAUGUUCUUAUUGUAGAUGCUUGGGAAAUGUCACUGGCCCACUAUCUCCCACAUGCAUUACAUCCUGAACCAGUCAUUGUGAAGAGUCAGAUAGAUGAAUUUUUGUCAUUUGUAUGUCCAAAUUAAAGUUACUGGCAAAGGAGAGAGUGUAUCAUUCCUUCCACACCAAAAUAUUCAUUGGCGUUUAUUUGAUUUCUGCUUAGUUUGUAAGCCAUAAAGCCCUGUGAACUACAAAAAGGUAAUGCAGAAUUAUUAGCAUAUAAUAAUAAAACUACUUACUAGCAUAUUAAAGUUGCUGAAACAUUUGUUUUUUUAAAUUAAUAUGAAAUUAAUUACAACAUACUUGGGUCAGUUUUCAUACGCGUCAUUAAGGUUUUAUAAAAAAAAAAAAAAUCAAGAGUAGAUCAGCGCUAACAGGCCACAGAAAAGGGCAGCACGCCUAUAAACAUGGGGUACCCUCUCAAACAAAAUGGAGUGUUUCAUAAGGACACUUGUAAUUUUAAUUAAAUGCUAUUUAUUUGUAUACACAGGCGCUACCUUUUGCUCUUUUUUAAUCAUUAACCCCUUAAGGACACAACUUCUGAAAUAAAAGGGAAUCAUGACGGAAUAUUUCCGUUGUGUGUCCUGAAGGUGUUAAGGUUUUAUAUAGUAACCCAGGUGCUUUCUAGCUAGACUGUGUUUCCUUUGAAUCUUAAUGGUUAUAAACGUGUGAACUAUGAUUGAUUUAGCAAAUUACCAAUUUUAUUUUACAACAUUUGGGAUUUGUGGUAUUUUGGAGGCUUUGUCACGUGAUAUCAGUUUUAAAAUGACCUUCCUAUCGCAUUACGUAAGCCUCCCAUGGUAAAUUUAGCUCUAAUUACUGCUGGAAGAUAGCACAUUUUUGUAGUGUGAUUUUUUUUUUUUUCUUCACAUCAAGGAAUUGCAUUACUUAGAAACAGUUCCUGGUAUAAUAGUUAGCUGGUAUAAGCUGCUGAAUCAUGUACAGCCAGCAGCUAUGUAGUACUUUAAAUUCCGUAAUUUGAGCUGUUAAGCUUACAGCAAUCCACGCAGGGAACGCAGUUAUUUGAAAAACCUGUUAAUGCAGAAUCCCACAAGUAACCCACAUUAGUUAGAAACAGGGGCUUUUUUAGGGUCCAGAAAAACCUUGGCUUAAAGGACCACUAUAGGCACCUAGAACACUUCAGCUUAAUGAAGUGGUCUGGGUGCCAGGUCCAUCUCGGAUUAACCCUGUCUGCUGUAAACAUAGCAGUUUCAGAGAAACUGCCAUGUUUACAUAUGGGUUAAUCCAGCCUUUAGUGGCUGUCUCAUUGAGAAGACGCCAGCUUUCAUAGGAAAGCAUUGAGCCCGGCGGGACGGGGACCCUGAGGAUGAGGGGGACCCAAGGACCCUAUGGAGCCAGAAAAACGAGUAUGCUUUCUUGGCACUAUAGUGGUCCUUUAAGCCCAAAGCAAAAUUUCUUGACACCCACGCUAUGCUAUGUCCUCUCUUAUCUACAGACAACCAACAUGCUACUUAUACACUCCAUAAUAUCAAGGAAAGCAUAGCUGGAAAAAACACAGCCAGGUAUGUGAUCCCACCUAACUAAGAGAGGGAUGUGCAGCAAAGUUAUAUUCUCCAGCACCCCUUCCCAACAGUCUCCUAAUACCCUUCUGCCCCUUGACUACCUAUAGAGAUCCCUGGAGAAAGAGUUACACAUCCAGAUCCACAGCCCCCAAACAACCACCCCAUCAACACCUGUGGUUCUAGUUCUCUUCAACUGCUGAACAGAUCUUACAGAUCACUUCAGCUCAUUAUUAUUAUCAUCAGUAAAUGAACAGACACGUGGUUAUGUUUUCUGUUUAAUACAGUGACAAUGGACAUAGAAUAAACCAUCACAUUAAAGAGUCUAUGCUCACUGAAGGGAACAUCACUGUUAAAGGGCACAUAUGCAAAAAUUGACAAAUCAAGACAUAAAUGUAUUAAUGAGAGAUCCCAUAUUUUAAUGCAUGUGUGAGUGUGUAAAGGGAGAGUUGUGAUGUUGUCAAGUAUGCAAUUUCUUGUUUCCAUAUGGCAGUUCACAAUAAGUGCUUUAUGAUGAUAAUUAUGUUUACUGUCAGACAUUUAUAUAUUUGCUCUAAAAUAUAAUGGCUCUAAGAUGGUUAACAUUUUAGGGAAAGAUUACAUUUUGGGAAGGUUUUCAUCCAUAAUUAAAGGGAAACUAUAGCCAUCAAAACAACUUAAGCUUAAUGAAGCAGUUUUGGUGUACAGAUCAUGCCCCUGCAGUCUCACUGCUCAAUUAUCUGUCAUUUAGGAGUUAAAUCACUUUGUUUAUGCAGCUCUAGUCACAACUCCAUGCAUGUGACUUGCACAGCCUUCCAUAAACACUUCCUAUAAAAUAAGAUCUAAUGUUUAUGCUUCCUUUAUUGCAUAUUCUUAUUUCCUGCUCUGUUAAUAGCUUGCUAGACCUUACAGAAACCUCAUGCGUGUUAUUAAAGUUCAAUUUACAGAGCAGGAGUAUAAUGAUACGGCCCUGGUGUCUGACACUGAAGGUGUACUAGUUCAGGCAGGCUGUCGUCGGUGGGUUUCUUUUUAAAUAACCUGCACCAGUAAACUGCUCCACUAUAUGCUAGGUCUCAUCUUUGGUAGCGUAUCUACUGGGAAUGCUACACUGGUAUGUUUAAAAUAGUCUAUAUCUAGUCCUCUGGCAACAUUCUUAUUAGUAGAUACUCUAUAGAGGGCAAUGAAUAGCAAUAUACCAGUGAGACCUCCAGGAAGUGACAAAACAAGCUUCUUCUUGGCAACACAAAGAACCUUUUUAUUGUAGAAAACCCAGCUUACAAAGAGGACCCAGCAUUCAGUAAAAAAACACUGCACAAACACCACCACCAAUGGGAACACACAGGAAAUAACUGGUUAGAAAGUGAUUAAUUACACUAGUUCUCCCCCUCUCCCCCUCCAUGUGCAAGGCCACCCUGACAACAAAAGGUUAUCUUGAUUGGCCAGGUAGAUGUCUGGACCCACUGUCCCUUCAGAGCAAUCUCUGAUCACAUUAACACAGCCCUUUGCAGUAGAUGACAUUCAAUUACAAGUUUAGACUUACUGGCUCUCACAGCAGGCGAUCACUUACAGUACAGAACUUGAUUAACAAACAAAAUAUAUUUCACACCUGACUAUGCUUUAUUCCUGCACAGAGAGCUACUGUCCCUUCCCCUCUGAUCAACUGCUGCAUAUACAGACAAACACACUGCUCUGUGUAUAAUAUAGGUACACACAAUACAGAGAUGACUAUGCACAUUGCAGUCGCAACAUCGCACUGCGAGCUUGCACAAAACAUAUCAGGGGGUUCAGACCAUACAUCACAAGGAGAUAAAUACUUUUAACUAUGUUAACAUCUGAUUUAGAAUGAAACCAAUUUUGUUUUCAUGCAGGCUGUGCCAGUCACAGACAAGGGAGGUAUGGCUGGUUCCACAUAAACAGAAACAAAAGAGAUUUAACUCCUAAAUGACAGAGAAUUGAGCAGUGACACUGCAGAGGCAUGCUCUAUACACCAAAACUGCUUCAUUAAGCUAAACAUGUUUGGUGUCUAUAGUGUCCCUUUAGCAUAUUUUCCCUGCAAUCCAAAUAUAGUCUUUGGGAUUAUUCUUUAAAUUCGGAAUUGUGCAGAACGUGAAGGCGAUUGCAAAUUUUACUGCCAAAUUUGCUCAAAUGCAUAGAUUCUGUCAACUUGGCUGUUGUCCAGCUUGGUUAUUUAGACUAAACGUUUUAAUUCCCUUCUCAGUUAUCCACAUUUCCUAGUUAAAGGGACACUGUAGGCACCCAGACCACUUAGCCCAUUGAAGUGGUCUGGGUGCCAACCCCCAUUACCCUUAACUCUGCAAGUGUAAUUAUUGCAGUUUUUAUAAACUGCAAUAAUUACCUUGCAGGGUUAAGUCCUCCUCUAGUGGCUAUCAGACAGCCACUUGAGGGACUUCCGGCUUCUUAGACGACUUUUAGAUAUCUAAACAACGAUUGACGUCCUCAAGCGUCGCCGGAAUCCCCAUAGGAAAGAAUUGUGCAUUAGAUCUCCCCCGCCGGCGGGGGAGGAGUGUGGGUGGAGCCUGACCCAGCGCCGAGGGACAUCAGCGCUAAAUUUGGGUAAGUGACUGAAGGGGUUUUAUCCCAUUCAGCGACAUGGGAUGGGGUGGCGAGAGGGAGAGGGGCACUCCAGGAUUCUGCAGUGCCAGGAAAACGGGUUUGUUUUCCUGGCACUAGAGAAUCCCUUUAAGAGGAUAAAUUCAACUGUGUAAGUUUACAGUGUUCUUAUGCUUGUGCAAUUGACUAGAAGUGGUUUCAUAUUGUGGUGUCUGUUUAGUAAUGAAUAGGCAGGUGUUACCAGCCAUCUAAACUCUGCUUGCAAUAUGAUAUGUAACUAGUGAUUUUUAGUCCUCACUUCUUAUUUGUAACAUGUAACUGCAGAUUAGCAUAUUGUCAAACUAUUCUUUUAUCGAGUUGUAGAAUGCACUGAAUAAUGCUUAUAGUAUAAAAUAGAAAUGAAAAGUGCAAAUUCAGGGGAUAUCCAAAUCCUUUAUGUCCUGUUAAUUGACUAUAUUAAUAAGGCCACAUAAACCUGGUCCAUACUAAUAAAAGUACACAUUAAAUCACCUUAUGUGUAUUUUAAGUAUGGUGUCCCUUGAGUAGUUUCAUUAAGAACCAGAAUGUUUUGUAUGAAAUGAGUAUCGUAUUGGGCCUAUGGGUGCGUGUCAGCGAUGCAACAUGUGUCACUAGGGAUGUCUAAAAGGGUAUUGACGUGUAGUAUAUGUAAUCCUUGUGCGGAAUGCCAAGUGUGAGCAUGUCAAAUGAUGCGCAUGCCGCAAUUCUGGAUGAUCUUGCUGAAUCCCAGAAAGGUGUGGUGGUCACAUUUUAGUUUCUUCUUCUUAAUAUAUAUAAGACCAGAUGUGCCCUUUUUUUUCAUUCUUGGUUUUGGAGUUUAAGGGAUACACUAAGCACCUAUUUCCAAACUGUCUUAAGUUUGGUAUCCCAAUUUUGUUCUCACCCCAGCUUAGUUCCAAGGUGCCUCACAUAUUGGGACACCAUUGAGCUGUCUGCAAUACUUGCUUGCGCUAUGCAGACUGCAGUCAGGGCAUUAAUUCCACAUCCAGAGCCUCUGUAGGUGCGCAACUCUCCAAAAUCACAAGAGGAAACUGUGAAUCCACUGUGAUAAGCCGAUGCUUUCAGCCAUGGGGUGUGCGCCUGGGGUGUUAAACUGUUUGAAAAUACUGCACCCAGGAACUCCAGACCCCAAGACGUAAUUAAGAUGAAGUUUGGAGCCUGAGUGGUCCUUUCAUUUCCAAGAUUAUCUGAUUCACUCUCAGACAGCUGGUUGCUGUAUGCUGGUACACAUUAACCUGACUGCCAAGAGUGUAAAUGCAAAUACAGACAUACAGAUGUAGGACAUAUAGACCUGUAGAUGUGUGUAGUUGUUUUCUCCUAGUGUUUAGGAUAUGGGUUUGUAAAAUUUUAUGAUCUAGUAAAGCAUUAUAGUAGGCUUGUCAGAUUAGAAACACACAAUUAUUUAAUGCUUUGAUUUUUCUUUUUUUUUCUUCUGGUCCACUGGUUUGUUAUAUUUUUAUGGGUACGGAAAUAUUAAAAUGUAUUCUCUAGAAUAAAAAUUAAAAAGGCCUUUCAUGAAGAAACCACACAUUUCCAAAAAUACAUGCAUUGCCUUCUCUUCCUCCUGCCUACGCAGUGUUAUUUAGAAACAUUAUGUUUACAAUAGGAAUAGCAUUAACUAAUAGAUGUUAUUUUUAUUAUUUUGUGUUUGAGAGAAUUGGUGGGGGACAUGUUUUGAGUGUUUUAAUAAAGAUUUGUAUUUUCCUGAAA
Messenger RNA from Pelobates cultripes (western spadefoot toad), 45964 nucleotides. Lineage: Eukaryota; Metazoa; Chordata; Amphibia; Anura; Pelobatidae. The record is from the annotation of a GenBank genome assembly.